CCCCACCCUGAACAAUUUCAAAGUUAUUUCCUCGACUUCCCUCCGCUGAUAUGUCGUCGCCUUCUCCACAUACUCUGCUCGCUCGCUCUCUCCCCCCACAUGCAGCUGCAAAGAAGAGAAAAGCCACGGGGGCAACCCUGCUGCAGCAGUGGCAAGCAGCCUCGCUCUGCUGCGGCCAUUUUAAACAUUUGGGGGGGGGGGCAGCGGCGGGAGGGAUAGAGGUGUUGCGUUUUGCUUUUGCAAAUGACGAACUACACCUUCUUUCUGUGUGCGUGUGUUUUAAGGGCUGGCCUCCUCCUCUGGAAAGGAGGGAGCGGAAAAUAAAUAAAUAAAUGGAGAGAGAGAGCGAGAGAGGUGGUGUGUUGAGCGGUGCAUGUCGUCUUCGGGAGGCUGGCUUUCGCUCUGAGGGAAGGCAUUGACCGCAGCAGCAGCAGCAGCAGUAGCAGUAGCAACACGGGAGGGGCGGCUCGACCCGGUCGCUGCCGUCCAUUCUUUCUCGCCGCCCCCGCCUUCGGGUGCCAGGCAGCGGAGAAGAAAGGGCAGCCGGCGUGGCUACCGCCUUUCUCUCUCGCGGGGGCAAGCUUCGCUGACGCCGGACACACCAUAAGGGGAGGCAGCGGGAGAGAGACAGAGAGGAAAAGGGGCCGCCGCCGCUUCUGGUCUACCGGCGUCUGUCUCUCUCCCUCCCCCCCCCCCAACCGCCCGCCAUUGCAAUAGGCGGUUGGCCGGUGAGGGGCAUUGGAAGUCCCUUUCUCUCCUCCCCCCUCCGGCAUCCAGUCGCCGAGCGUGCGCCGAGUGGGCCUCAGCCGCGGCGGAAGAGGCAGGCCGAAGCGGGAGGAACGAGGCCUAGUGCCGUGGCUGCGCCUCUGAGGCGCCGGCGCCUGGGCACGAGAGGCAGCAGCUGCUCCCCGGGGGCGCGAUGGUGUGAGGAAAGGGCUGGCCGAGCGAAGAUGGCCGGCGGUGCUGGAGUCGGGGGCGGCGGUGUCGGGGGCGGAGUGGGCCGCAGCAGCGUCGGGGGCUCCAGACACAGCCUCUUCCUGGAGGGUGAGUUGGGUUUGUUGUUUUAUUAUGGCAAGCGCCGGGAAGGGGGGAAGCCCACCCAGGGUGGGCAGCCUAAGGACACCGCUUGCUUCCGAGUAGACGUGGAAAAAGAGAGGCUGGAGGUUCAGAAGGGGGUCGGCAGGUUUCCUCCCGCCCCGUUUAGGUGUGUGUGUGGCGGGGGGGGGGGAUAUUUCCCAUGCAGUUUCGAGGGCUUUCAAAGGGGAGCGUGUGUGUGUGUGUGUGUGUGUGUGUGUGUGUGGCGAUGGGUGACUGGCAAAGGUGAAUGUUUAGGGAAAAGCUCAAGCGGGUUUUACUUUUCUGUGUAUGGCUGUUCGCCGUGGUCAGUUGCUAAGGGCAGUGACCUGUUUUUCAUCCUUCCACCUCAUCUCCUUUUCUCCUCCCCCCCCCCCCCCGCUUCUUCGUAUUUUCUAUUUUAAAGGAAAUUAGAAAUGUCAUAUUGAAUAUAGUGGGAAGGAAGAACAGGUGGGUUGGUGGGAAUCCUAACGUGGGAAUAUUGCCAUGUAAGGUUUCUCUUUUUCUUUUCUUUCUCUCUCUCUCUGUUUUCAUACCUGCUUCACUUGGAAAGGUAAGGGAACGACUUACCAUAUAUAUAGCAUGAUCCUAUACGUAUUGGUUGGGCCCACUGUGUUACUUCUAGCAAAGUGUAAAUAGGGUUUUUAGACUUAAUUAGUCCUAUUUGUAAAAAGGUAGCUUUUGCAGCACUAAAUGUAUGAAGUACAGCAAAAAGUUUGCCAAGUACUCAUAUAAUUUGUUCUAAUAUUGUUCUGUUUCUCUUUAGGGUACAGAGAGUUUAAUGAAUUGUGCAAGCAUGAUAGCUUUGCAUCCUGUUUCCCCACAGUGAUAAUGCAACAUGCUGUCUUCUAAAAAAUACUUUAUCUGGGAGAUAGAUUUCAAAGAAUAGUUCCUCUCCUGUUAUGCCUAUUUUUAAAUGGUAGUAUGCAUUUAUACAUCACAUAAUUAGAGAGAUAAUAUAUGUGAUAAUCCUGUCAAACAUAUUAUUUUUAGUGUUUUGUUCCAUAAAUCAAAUAGUACUGAUGCUUCAAAUUGAGAGAUGGAGAAUUAUGAGUACAAGUUCAUAUGCUUUCUUUCAUAUUGAUCUGUUAAGGGAAACACUAAUUUAUUAUAAUGUACAAAGAGCAAAAUCAAUGGCUAGAAAGUAAUGUGAAGAAUCUCUCCGAUACAGUUCUUUGGAUGGGUGAUGUAGCAGUGCAGUGUCAGAAAAUGACACUGCACAAUUGAUGCAAGCUGAAAGAAAAGGUUUAAGCUUGAUCCACAAAUGCAACUAUCUACACUAGUGGGUGCUCAAUAUAGAAAUGAGUUUUACAUGCAUAGGAGCCUUUAUUCACGUUGCCACUCACAAGAAUGGUUGCAUGUGUGAAUUGAGUCUACUGCUGCCUGUUAAGAGUUGUGUGUUCCAAGUGAAUGAAGGCUGCUUACAUUUAAUAUUGCCACUAUCUGUAGAAGCUGAUUUAUUAUCAGGACAAAGAAACUGACUAGUUUCUGCUACCCUGCCACAGUAAGUUGCAGUACUGCUGUUUACACAUUUGCAAUCCCAUUUAAUAGGUCAGGCUUGCACUCUUGCAACUGUGAAUCAAGCUUAAACCUCUUUUAGCCAGCAUCUGUAGUCUCUGCAAAUUGGUUUGCUUGGUCACACCGGCCUGCUGCUUAAAUUGGCAAGAUGAUGAGGGUGUUGUUGUGAUUCUCAAAGAAGUAAUCCAGUUUGCUAUUCCAGGCCGUAUUCUUAUGGGGGCAUUGUAUUGCAGAGUCUUGGUAGGUGUUGUGAGGAAUAUUGUGGGGGCAGUGAUUUUCUCCUCAGUGAGAUAUUUCCUUCCCACAUGAAAAUCUGAAAGCAGACAUAUGUUGUCCCUGUUUAGAUGUAAUGUUCUCCAUCUGAUCACUAUGGUCCAUCUUAUCAGGCUAAGACUGAGUGUUGUGGCAGGAGUCUUUCCUCCCUUUAGUCACAUUCCUUAAUCCAAAACUUUCUGGGGUUUGUUAAACCACACUAUUCCCUUACAUCUAAAUCAGGAAACAGAGGUUGAAGUGAUGACUAUAAUUCUGGCUUGCUAACCAGAAUCAAGCCAUGACUUGCAGUUCUUUGAGAAAGGUUUAUUGGACUAAUAUUUUUAAAGUCUUGACUGGGUCAGUAACAAGGAUACUGAGUGCCAAGAACAGUUCAGAGUAUGCCAGCAUGGAACAUAUGCAGAGAAAGCCAGCUGUUGCAGAUGUGCCCUUAUUGGUGAUGGUGGUUAAGAACUAUGACAACAAAAACAACAGUCUGGAAUGUAUUAUAGAUGAUUACUAUUUAGAUUACAAAUUUAUUUUAUUAGUAAUCUCAUAUAUAUGGGGUAUGCAGGCUUCUAGGUAUUGCAUUUCUACACUAUAUUUCAUUCAGUUCCAGUUAAAUGAAAUAGUGAUUAUUUUCAGUCGUGUGCUGAAGGUAGCUAAACAGAAUCAAAGCAUAAAAUAAUUACCUUAAAUAAACACAAAAUAGAAAAGCAAGGCCUGUCCCUUGCUACUAAAAUUUGACUAUGUCAGGUGGCCACAGCAGGAGUUGCAAAUGAAGGAAGUGCUUGGUCUGGUAGUUAGUGUUUUCUUUCACAAGAAAGGGCAUGUUGGUAUUCUUAAGCCCCAUUAACAGUAUUUUAAACUUCUACAUCUAUAUAGUUUCUAGGAGAUGGCAUAGGUCUCAACUUGCACAGUUUUUCAGGCUAUGAAUACAUUUUAGACUUAAUUGAACAGCGCACACAAUCAUGUUAUGGGAACAUAGUUGCAUGAACAAAUUUUGACUAUGAUAUGCGAUGGUCCCUAUCAAAGUGGCUGGGCCAUCCAGUGUCAAGAACGUUAGGCAUGUUUAAUCCCUUCUUGCUAUUGUUUCCAAUGAAUGGUGUUCAUUUCCAAUAGGAAUGAACAAAAAUGAGGAUUUGGGGCAUCAGGAUUUUGUCAUACUUUUUUUGUAUAGAAUAACUAAAUAGAAUAAAUGUAUUUCUAUAUAAUUCCCACAGCAAGCAAGCAAUGACUUCUAGUGAGAAUGAAACCAUUUCUGUAGCAAUUUCCUAUUUUUUACUUUACUGAGCUGCUCCUGUUUAUUUAUUGAUGUUUGCAUUCUUUAAUGACUUCUGUUGAUUUCAAAAAUUCAGUAGCUUUAAAGCAUCACUGCACUUCUGAGUCUGUAAGGAACUUUUGAUCAUGGGGCACAGGAUUCUGGGAAACCCUACAUGUAAUCAAUUUAUAAAACCAAGUUCCAAAUGUUCUUUGGUACUUUAGUAUACCCAAGAAAUGAAACAUAGGAUGGGGCUAUGUAGAUUGAAGCAGGUUCGCUUCUUUGUAGUCAGCAUCACCAGGAGUAGGGAGCUAGUUUAGGAGCCCACUCUCAUGAUCUCUGAAAGCAUCCCUUUUACUUCCUCUCAGAAACGUGAGCCAGCGUGGUGUAGUGGUUAAGAGUGGUAGAUUCGUAAUCUGGGGAAUCGGGUUCGCAUCUCCACUCCUCCACAUGCAGCUGCUGGGUGACCUUGGGCUAGGCACACUUCUCUGAAGUCUCAUCUCCAUUCACCUUACAGUGUUUGUUGUGGGGGAGGAAGGGAAAGGAGAAUGUUAGCCGCUUUGAGACUCCUUCGGGUAGUGAUAAAGCGGGAUAUCAAAUCCAAACUCUUCUUCUCUUCUUCUUCUUCAUUCUUAUCAGGAAAACUAAAAGGCUACAUUUGGUUUGUGGUUUUGGGGAAGGGGAAGAUGCCCAGUACUCCUCUAUGUAAGUUUUAAAAAGGCUGCCUGGAUUUGACCAAAGGCUCUGCUAGGCCCACACCCUAAUCUCUACAGUGGCUAACCAAAUUCCUAUGGCAAGGCCACAACUAGAACAUAGUCUUCCUCUGCUCAUGAUCCCCAUCAGUGUGUUCAGAAGCAUGCUGCCUCUGAUACUAGAGAUAAUACAGCGCUAUCAUGACUAGUAACCAUUGGUAGUCUUAUUCUCCUGACUUUGGAUGGCCUUGUACUUCUGACAGUGUCACUGGUCAUGAAUAAUUUGGGCAGUAAAUAAUGAGGGCAGUUCAGGUGAAGGAACUAUUAUUCCCCUUAUUCCCCUGCCUUUGCCACCAACCUAACAAUAUCUGAAACAUAUUUUCUGAGCUAGGUAAGUGAACGUGUGCUUUCCUCUUUAGCGCCUGGAGAGAAUGCUCACUGUGGGUAAACACAGGGCAUGACUACAUUUUGAAAAGCUAGUCUGCCGUAGGUAACAAACUUAAUGAUGGAUGAGAUCAUACUUCAUAAUAUGUAAAAGGAAAGAUUUUUGUUGGUAGGAUGAGUGGAUCUUAUAUCUAAAAGAAAAUGCAGUGUGUGUUUCACAUUCCCCCCCCCCCCACUUUUUUAUUCUCUGUGCUUGGUAAUGUCUUCCCUAGCAACCAUUUCACAUUUUGGAAAACUGCCUCCCACUUUGAAAACCAUGGCUUUAUUGGCAUUCUCUGCAGUUUGUUGUACAGCAGCAUUAAUACAUUUUGGACUAAAAACUGUUUAUAGACAGACUUCCAAGGAGGCGAACAAUUUCUAAUAUUUUCCCCUUAGAUAUACUUAUUUCAGACUUACAUGAAUAAAAAGAUUCCAUUAGCACUUGCUCUGGUUUCAGUUUUGCUGCUCCUGCAGAUUUUUUUAUCCCAGCUAGGACACUGAAUGGCAAAGAAAUGAAAUGGGCCCACUGUGGGGCAGGGUAGCUAAGGAAAAACACAUUUGACAGUGUUCUCUCCACCCUCUGUGUUGUUUAGUAAUAAGGACAUCAGCAGUUAGAGAACAAGGUGGAAGCCAGUUUCUAAUUUACAUAAGAUGAUGUGCUGAAGCAUGACUAGGAGUUAAAUAUGACAGAGUGACCUCCCCCUCCAAUUCUAAGCAGUUUUCUGCAAAGUCUCUCUUCUCAGUAGUGAAAUCUUCUGCUUUAGGAUACUGUGUGUUCUAGUACUGUAUACUCAGGGCCAGCUUACCUGAAAGAGCACUCUCCCCUUCUGUCCCGUGUUUCUGCAUUGCCUCAUCAUUUAAUCUCAUGUUUCUACUUCCUGCAGUUUUAUUAGGUCUUUUUGUUUUGAGCCACUGGCUACCUAGUUCAAAUUUCUUCUAGCCACCUGCUACUUUUAUGCUUUGUGAAGCUUUUUCAGAGCUCCCGUUUUUGCCUCCCUUCUGAUUCUCUCACCCAGUGGUGGGUAGCCUGUGGCCUUGCAUCAUAUGUCAUGUGCUCACUGGGAUGCUGUGUACCUAUUGUUGCUCAAUGAACCACCUCUCUGAGAACCACUUCCUCUUCCGCAUAAAGUGUAUGCUUGGGAAAGGUGUCUACAGAUGGGGGGGGCGGGAUUUGAAUCAGCUUAUAUUUGAAGAUGAAUCUAUCUAAUUUGCGCUUUCUGAAAUAAUAAGCAAACAAAAACACAGCCAUUGUUUUAAAUGUGCACUUCUCUGAAUUUGGCAGUGCAGUUCGCCAGCCAAGCAAUAUGUACCAAAAUUCAUAUAUUAGGGCAGUAAAGUGUUCAUAUAAAUGCCUAUAUUAGUUAAAAUAACAUGAUGCAUUAAAUUAGGGGAAAUGCUUCAAGAAUUUGUACAUUAGGCAAAAUUGCAUACAAAAUAUGUAUAUGUUUAGUGGUAUCUCCGUUUAAGAACGAUUCGGUUUACAGACUCCUCAAAACCGGAAAUAGUGAGAACGGAAUCUGAACGGUGGAAGGGCACCAAUGGUGGGAGGCCUCAUUAGGGAAAGUGCGCCUUGGUAUAAGAAUAGAUUAAGUUCGUAAACCAAGGUACCAUUGUAUUAGGAAAAACACACAUUAAAAUGCUCUUAAAUUUUCAUGAGGCUCUUUCUCCAGAAAAAUCUGGAUCUGAUCUGGAGAGCUGAGUUUAAGAUGGUAAAAAUGAGAAACCGAUUGAAAUUGACAUAUUUGCCUAUCCAUAGUAGUGUUUCAGAACAGGAACAAUGCAGUUCUGCAGCGCUAUAAACUGCUCACUUUUGGAUCUGGCCCCACAUGACACCUGUACACCCAACGGAUUACCCUUGAGGGAAUGCAGCCACUUUCCUUCAUGAUUCUCUUUUUUUUCUGAAACCUAUGCUUGCUCCUGUAUUCAGUUUAAAUUACAGACUGACUCAAUACUGCUUCUUCAUAGAAGCUGGAAUGUGAAUUACAGUACUUUAUUUACUGAGUAAGCAUUCUGAAUCCUCACAUUUAAUUCAAAUAAUGAUCAUCAGAUGAUUUACCUGCAUAAGUGCAAUGCAAUACAAUACAAUACAGAGUACAUUUAGUUCUCAGCAGUAAUUGAGGAACAUGAUGCUAAUUCAUAUUCUAAAACAGUGGCAUUUUCUCUCUCUGCAUUACUAAGGUGGUAUGCAUGCUAAGGUGGUGUACAUUCAGUUAUUAUAUAGAACAGUGAGAGCUUCCUCUUCAUUACUAUUACCAUGGCAGUAGUCCUGAACCAGCAGUUGUCGUUUUGAUAUAUGUAUGUGGAUUGAAGAGUCUCAGUUGAGUGGUGAAAGUGAAUAGCUCAGAUGGAAACCAGUUACUAUUCUAAUAAUGUUCCCUCCUAAGGAUAAAAUAAAGUACUGAAGAAGGGGACUGAUUAUUAAAACUAAGAAAAGGUUAUUGAAACAAUGUGAUUUGACACUGUGGAAGGAGGUAUCCUUUUGUUAUUAUUUUUCUCUUGAAAUGGAAUCAUAAGUGGAUAUGUAUAUGUAUUUUGCUUACUAAACAUUUCUUUUAACUAUUAAGCAACAGCUGUGUGUGCAUCUGUUGCAGUAGUUGUUGGGAGCCAGUUUUUUUCCUUUCAGAUACUGUUUAAAGUGCUACAGAAACCUGAAAUCUGGUUGAUCAGAGACCACAACAGGAUAGAAAAAUGAUUAUGUAUAUUAUGGGUAAUAAUAGCUAUGCAAGAGUGCUUCAGAAUCUUGUAAAAUUAUCAUAUGUAUGCAGCCUAAUUUGCCAUAGUUACAGUGAGCAACUUUAUUAAGCUAAAAGUACAAAUUGUACAAAAUACUCGGAGACUCUUUGAUUCGUAUGAGUCCCCAGGAAAAAGACAUGUUUGAGGAAAUGUUGGGUUUUGCUGUUGUAUAGAUUUUUAAGAAUACUUCAUGAAUGAAUCUAAUUGGGCGUGAGAAUGAAUUUUAUCUGUAGUGAGUCAUAUGAAUUUAAUUUCAAAAUCUGAAAUAGCACUGUAAUGUACUUGAAACACUGCUUUUUUGGUAAAUUGCAAGAAUUAUAAGAUAUAUUAAUUAACCCUGAUAUUGUAAAAGACAGCGGCAUUGCAGAUAGAAAUAUGUAGAGUGGAUAUUCUUUUGGAAGGUUUUCUGGAUGCCGCAUAUAGUCCCAACUAGUGUGGAGUGCCCAGUGCUGCCCAUAAAUUUUUAGAAACCAAAAAUAUAUUGUGAUUUUUAAAUGAAUAGUGGUGCCCGACAGAGACUUCUAUCCCCAUCUCGAGAAUCUUCAUGUUGAAUUUGGUGAGAAUAUUUUGAGAGGCAAUCAAACCUAUGCUCACAAACAGACAAAGUCACACCAAAGUGAUGUUUUGGUCAACCAUUUUGAUUCAAAAUGGUGGCCAGCAUCCAAAUGGGGAUAAAGGCCGCCUUAUCCUGAGUUCAGCCUUAUACUGAGUUUGGCAACAGUAUCUCAAGAGGCAUCUGAACACAUAGAAAACAAGCAGACAAACCAUUUAGCAAAAUACAUACAAUGGUACCUUGGGGUUACAAACACUUCAGGUUACAGACUCCGCUAACCCGGAAGUAGUACCUUGGGUUAAGAACUUUACCUCAGCAUGAGAACAGAAAUCUCACGGUGGUGGCGCGGCGGCAGCGGGAGGCCCCAUUAGCUAAAGUGGUACCUCAGGUUCAGAACGGUUUCAGGUUAAGAACAGAUUUCUGGAACAAAUUAAGUUCAUAACCAGAGGUACCACUGUAGUAGAGAUAGAGAGCAUUGUUGCUGACACUGAAAUGGAAGAAUCCCAGUACCUUUUGGAACCUCCAUUGUUUAGCAGUGUAGUCUUGGCAGUUGUACCACCCCAGUUUUUAAGAAAAAAAUGAUAUCCCCUCCACAGAAAAGUCCGUAAAUACCACAUUAGAGUUUUCAAGCAUUCUGUGCAGUGCUGUGAGUUCUGUGAUUAUCAUUUGGAAGCAGAUGUGGAUCAGCCUUGUAGACCCAUUAAGUUCUAGCAGUUAUUUUGUCAUUAAAUCUGCUACAAUAAAACGUUCCACUGUUCACCAAAAUAAACCUUAAGGUUUUUAUUGAAAUAAUACUGUUAAACAUAACUUGCUUUUAAAAAAUCCUCUCAUGACAGUAACGGAAUUCAGAAUGUAACUAAACAUUAUUUCUAUCAUCAACAUUAUGUUCCCGACUUUGGUUUACAUCAAGAAUGAAGGACCUCAGGCCCUGGGGUGACAUCGGACCCUCCAAGCUUCUCUAUUUAGCCCUCAAGACUUUCCCAGGUUUUGCACCUCCCUAGCCCUGUUCUGCAACCUCCUUAAGUGGUUGUUUCAAAUGUUCCAAGGCUGAUAAAUAGAAGAGUAAAAUAGUGUUUAAAGUAUUGUCUUGUGAUCUGUCAGCUAAAUAGUGGAAUUGUUAGCUGUAAUUUUUCUUUUCUUAGUAUGUGUUGCUUGGAACGUGAACUGAUUUUAACUUAUUUUUGUUUCAGCUUUGGAUACAUCACAGUCCAAGCGAGAUGGAGGUUUCAAAAAUACCUGGGGCUUUAAUUGUUCAGACGAAAGUGAAGGAGAUGCAGAAAAAGAGUAAGGAUACCUUAAUCUAGGCUACAGAAAGUAAAAUGUGGAACGUUACAGUAAUUAGAAAACUGAACACCCCUUCAUUUCUAAUUCUCUAAAGUGGAAGUGUUAUAGUGUCACUAAUUCAUACCCACAAGAGGGUCACAUUCAUGUAAGGUUUUUCUCAGGCUAGUUAUUGCCUAACGAUGUUACGGAUUAUUCCAGAAGCAAGUAGUAGGUGUCUUAUUUUUUAAUUUUUAAUAACUAGAAUUUCAGGGAAUUAGUGCAGUUAUGGAGCCUACCUAGCUCAGGUUAAAACAACCGAGUCAGGAACUUUUGAAAUGUUUUAAAUAGCAAAAGAAUUCAGUAUUUUUUUGGCACUUAUUUUAGAAUAAAAACACUUGAAGGUCAUAUAGAAACUUCAUUACAUGCAUGCUGUUAUGUGUCUCUUGAGAUGGCUUUCCACCCUACCCUGUCCUAUUUACCUAAACUGAAGACUACUGUCUUGCAAAUUUCUUAGUUUUGAGUCUUACAAAAAUCCUGACUUGGACAGUUUAUAGACAACAAAUUCUUCCAUUCACGUAUCUCCUACAACACUAUAUAUUUAUGGGAGUAUAUCAUUUUUUAAAUUUUACUGAUUGGGGAUGAGUGGUAGACUGACAUUCAGCCUCCUUGCUUAAUAGACUGGUGGAGAAGAGUUAUGGAACAACUACUGGUAAGCAAGCUAAUUAUUUAUGUUAACAAUAUAAUUCGAUUUGGUCUCAUGAACGUUUAAAAAUACUAAUACAAUACCAGGGUGAAAAAGUGACAAGUGAAACAUAACAACAGAUAGCUGGAUCCCUCGCAGAGGAUAGGCGAUUCUUUUUCUCUCACAAAUCUCAAAGUCAGGUGUGUUCUAUACCAUAUGACACUUUCCUCAGAGAGAUAAUCCUGUAAAUAGGAAGACAUUUAUACUUAUGAAGUUUGGCAUUUGUGUGUAUAGGCCAAUGUACACAAUGACUUCCUGAUGUGUGCAUAUGGUAACAGAUGCUGUACAUCUCAAGUGAUUGCGUACACAUUUUUCUUAUAUUAGGAUUAUUCCUUAAAAAAAAAAAGGUCAUGUUUGAAGCAGUCGUGACAUCCCCUUCUAAUAUACCACAGUUGGUACUCAUUUUGGGUGCUUCAGUUCCAGAAUAAUAGUACUUAUUUGUGCACUGUGCUGCUAAUUAACAAAAAGAAUUUUGUGUUUUUAUUUUCAGUAACUUUCUUGCAGACUUCUUAUGUUUGUGUUUGCUCUUGCCCAGGUUCUAGUGCUUCAUUUCCACCAUCCUUUUAUUACUGCAAUUAUUUAGAAAAGAAAGGAACCUAAAUCAUAGCAUAGAUGCAGAGAAUUGUUUAGUAUCAAAGUUUAGGAACAGUGGAUGUUCUAGGCCCAAGUGGUUGUAUCAACUGGAUGUUGAAACCCAGUUUCUGUUGAGAUAACAAUGGAACCUUUUCCCAAGAAUGCAAGAACUGACUUAGUAGGAUGAGAUCAGCAUGUUUUUGCGCCCCCCCCCAAAGUCCACUAAAAACUGAGCAUGCUGUAGCCAUGGAAGGUUGAGUGUCAGAUAAAAUAAAAGGGGUAGGGAGUGGAAUGGCAGAAUCCUGGACAGGAGCACUCUUACUGGGAUACAAGGAUGCAUUUUUCUGCAGUUUCCACUUGUAUUAAUUAUAUUCUUCCCUUGUAAAUGCAAUGGAUGUACUAACUCUGGGAGGAAUACUAUUUUUUCUAGGUACCUAGUAUGGUGCCAAGAAGAUUUACUGUAUAUUCCAAAAACAGAAGCACAACCUUCAGUGUGAAAUACUUUGAUCUACACACAAAUGGUUAACAGCUACACAUUUAUUGAUGAGAAUCAUAUUUAGAUUUACUGCUAAAUUGUACUACCUCUUUACAAGCAAAUGUUCUGGUUACAAAAUUAGUUUCAGGUCUAGAUCUCAAAUUCUGUGUUUGCUUAGAACAAUGUCCAUAAAAUCCAUACAAAAGUGGUACUGUGAAGCCAUCUUCUAAAGUAAUUCUACAUAUUACCAGGUUUGUAAUACUAUUACUGACAUUGUAUUUCCCCCUGUCUUUUGUAUACACUUUAUUUUGAGGCAAACUAGCACCAAAAUAUUUUAGAGGAAAGUGUAAACCACGUGAUUGUUUAACAGAUUGAGAAAACAUUACUUAGACCUUUUUGGAGUAGUUGUUGAAACCCUGUUUGCUAUUAUUGAAUUACAAUAUACAUAUUUUGUUUCCUGUUCUUUGCCUGUUAAGUGAAGCCAGUCUGCUGACUGUGGAUGAGAGUGAUGGAAGCUGCAGUCCCACUGGUGGGAAAAAAGUGAGUAUUUAUCAAAUAUAACGUACAUGAAAAUGCAUAUUUUAUAUUUCACGUUGAGUGAAAGAUUUCAGUAUGUCACUUAAAAAAAAAGAAGUUCUAAUAUGAGGAGGUGACUGCUACAAACUCAUGCAGUGUGUAUGCCGCCAAAAAAAGAGCACACACAUGCUUUCUUAAACUUUUAUCAGCAACUUACUAUAUGGCCUUGAAGCUUUGGAGCUUUGGCAAAGUGAACUUUUUGCUUCUUGUGGUGUGUGUGUAAAAACAAUAAACAAUCAUGAUUGUUUUCCUGUAAAGCAACACAGUAAAUAGUAAAUCACUACAUUCUCUCAUAUUUAAAGUUUGCAACAUAAUUCAUCUGACAACCAGUUUCAUUUGUAUUAUUAUCACAGGUGACAAAUGUUUGUGUGGGAGUUCUGCUCCUGGCCCCCAAAUGUGUUGGCAGAGUGUGCAUGACCCCAUUCCCACCUCCUGUUCUUUCUUCUUCCAGGUCCAAAAAGACUCUUGUGUUGGCUGUAGGUGUUUGGAGGAUUGAGAAUAUCUUAGUAUUUGAAAGCUUAAUAAAAAUGUAAAAUGUCUCCAUCUGAGAGCUGCUGCUUUGUAGAUUCAGCUUUUGCUAAUUGUUUCAGGUGCUGCGAUUUCACUCAGGAACUAUUGGUGCCAGAGGUGAUUCUAUGAGAACAUAUGCUCGACGAAGCAAAAUUGAACCUGGUGCUUUAAGAGUAACCCCAAUUGGACUCAACAUGUUGGGAAGCAGCAAGAAAUUGAGGUAUAGUGAUUCCUAAUAUACUAAAAAUUAUUUAGUAAAUGGCUUGUUUCUGGGGGAAAUAGUGAUUGUGAGAAUUCUGCUUGUGAAAGGACCUUAAGUUUGUUACAUUUGCACCUUUGGAAAAUAGAUUUAUAUGCUCUAUUUGUAAUAUCCAAGUGUUGUUAUGGACUAAGACCUGGGAUCUUGACUAUGAUGGACUAUGAUGCUCUAUGGAGAAGAAGGAUUGCACCCACUAGUUGCAAAUAACUCAUCAUUUCUUGCUGCAGCUGGCUAAUCAAAAGUGUCAGUGUAACUAUGAUUAGGUAGCAUAGUGCAAGUGCUGAUUCAGGUAUCACUUAGAAAGUGAAGUAAUGGAGGAAUUUCUCUACGCAGACUUAUAAUUCUUUCCAUGCUGUGAAAUUUAACAUUUUUUUCUUACCUGUUUUUUCUGUUUGCAGUGAAAAUGUUCAAAAUAUUCCUUGUUCCGCAACAGUAGUACAAGCUAGACGCUGUCACCAUGCUCAUGCACAAACAUCUUUAGUAAAAACAGCAGCACAAAGGUAAGACUUAAAGGACAUACUUAAUUUCUCUCAUAAAAAAACAGCUUUGUACGCUGUGGGUCUUUCUUUAAAUAUCUGCUUAGAACUGAGUAGUGUUGGGGGGGACGGACCAUGCACACCUCUGUGGGGAAAGAGUUCCACAACUUGGAACCACCAUAGAAAAGGCCUUGUCUAUAGCGCCAAUGAACCAAAUUGUCCUAACAGGUGGGCACAUGAGUAGUGCCUCUGAGGCAGGUCUCAGUGCCCAGGCAAGUUCAUAUAGGUAAAGGUGGUCCUUCAAAUAAUUAUCCCAAAUAAUUUAGGGCUUUUAAACCUAAACCAGCGUUUUGAUAUGGGCUCAGAAACUGGUAACCAGUGCAGCUGGUACAGAAUCAGUUCCAUACUCUGUUAAUCUUGCUCCCACUUACAGGGCAGCAGUAUUCUUCACCAGUUGAAGCUUCCAAACAGUCUUCAAAGGUGCCCUUGUUGAUUGCAUUACAGUAGUCUCACCUAAGGUAUGGCUUUGAGGCAGGGCCUGAUAUCUCUAACUAAGAUUAUAGCUGGCAUAUCAACUGAAGUUGAGGAAAGGCACUCCUAGUCAAAAUAUCCCACCUGUGGUUCCACAGUGAGUGUUGAGGACAGGAGAAGCCCCAUUGGUAGUAUAAUUGUGCUGAUUCCUCCUUCCAGAUUGGCUGGUUUUCUAACCCGGAGCUUCAUCUUGUUUUUCCCUUAUGCAAAUCCAAGAGUAUACGAACAGCUAAAGGCUCGCAUUAAAUGCGCACAACAAAAACAGGUUGGGUGUAGACUUGUGAAACACUACUUGAUGGGAAAAAGGAUCUAUCAGAAAAUAUUACAGACCUUACAAAAAUGUAGAAACUUUGAAAAAGGGUAGUGCUGCCAUAGUGGGUUCAUCAUGUGCUGAAACAGCACAAAAGUCACUUUGAUUAUCUGAGAUUUUAAAUUGUAUGUAUUGCAACCAGUCUAAGAGGUUCUAGAAUAUUUUGUUCCUUAUCUGGCUAGGGGCUAAGAUAGAGUAAGUGAAUUAGGGUCUUUUCUAGACCAAGUAAGUGGUAUGUAGUAUAACUGCAUGGCGCCCAAUGAGUUGUACUUCUAAGGCAGCCACAAUGAAGCUUUACUGGGGAAUAAAGACACAUGUCUGUCAUCUUUUACUUACUUCUGUCCUACUUGUAUUAUUUAUGGGUCAACUCAUACAUGGAACUCUCUGUUGGUGAAGCUUUGAGUGUUCACCAGCUUACAGUAUUUAGACUCAUUCAACAACCCAGAAGAAGAGAUAUUUUGAGCACUGUAGGUCCACCGAGCACAGUCUGCCUACUAUGUCUGUGGUGUAGGCUUUUCAUCUAUACCUUUCCUUACCCUGAUUGAAUCACAAAUUUGGACAUUGUUAUAUAAUAUGUCAGGUCCUGAACUUGUUAACCACACUUGAGCCUUAAUCUAAAGUCUGAUCUGUAUACCACCCUGUGAACCUCAGAUCUGGGGCGGCGGGGGGCGGGGCAGGCAUCAGUGGCAUGGAAAUUUGAUAAAUAAAAUAAAAAUGUUUCUUAGUUAUAGUAUGGUUGAUUGUGCAAUCUUCCUACUUCACCAUGGGUUUUAGUAGUGCAUUUCUUAAGGAAUCAAGAUUUGGACUUUGAGGGAAAUAGUUUUGAUUUUUGCUUCCCUAGAUGAGGUUUUUUGGUGAGACAGAAGCUCCCAAACUUUAUGUGAAGGAUGGAGAUGAAGUAAUAGAAUAUUCCCUCCUCUUAUAUAUAUUUUUAGAAACUAAAAUAAAGUUAACAGCCCUCAUGUACCCCCACCCCUGCCACAAUUCCAUGCUUAUGCCAUGUAAAUAAUGCAGUCAGACAUUAAGUUUGUAAAUAUUUAAAAUUUAAGUAACUACUCUCUAUCUUAACAGAUUUUCCCAAAGUGAGCCAUGGGUAGCAGGUGGUGAGGGGACAACACUGUCAUUUGCACCACAGUAUUCUGUUCGUAUACUGAGGGGAAAUUGUUACUGUAUCCUACCAAAAUACAGUUGAAUGGUGUAAGAUCCCCAAACUUCUUAGGCAACGAUAGUCCACCAGUUACUUAGUUUCACCUGUGUACUAUAACAAGUUCUCCCAGGCAACUUGGGAUAUGUCCACGACUUAUUUGCCAUAUGCAUAGUGCUUACCAUCAAAGCAUUCAAUAUAUGUUUUCCCAUGGCUUGUUCUUUACUUAGGAUUGGAGUCUAACUUGGUCAUGCUUAGAAUAGACUCGCUGAAAUCUAUGACUUGUUAGUUAUGACUAACUUAAAUUACAUUGGUUUAAAUAGAUCUAUUCUAGGCAUGACCAAGCCUGGAUUCAACCCACAGAAAAGCAGAGUGAAACAUUCAGAGUGAAACUUUUCUUUUCCAAAUGAUAUAUUCCUGAUAAGAAUUUCAGUAAGAUUAACAAAACUUAUCUUCUCUUGAAAUUAAGACGGAAUCCCCAAAUUUGCAUCAUAUAUUGCUUUUGUGACUUGAGGUUUGGUUACAUAUGCAGCUCGAAUGCCAUAUUUAGAAAGGUUUUUAAAAGUUUUUUAUGAAGAGGCAAAGGGAUAAAAAAAUUUUAAACAGCAACUUUGUCAAAUGUAAAUACAUCUGUGCCAGACAUUUUGGAAUAGAAGUGUUACUUUGUUCAGAUUUUUAAAAUGCUAAAUACCUGGUUUAGAAACAAGGUAUGUAGAGGUUAAGGGAAAGGAAACUGACAGAGUAUGGUGCAAGUCUUUGAAAAAGGAUGUAGGUGUAGAAAGCAGGGGCUGAAAAGAUGAGACAAGAUGGGAACUAAACAAAAUAAAGAUGGUAAAGCCCGGUAAUAAGAUGGGGAUGUUGAGGCUCAAAUGGGCCUACUCCAUUGUGCCUAAUUAUUUAAACCUUAAUUAUUUAAACCUAUUUUUACCAAACUUUUUUACAAACCCAACCAUGUGAACAUGUGGGCCUUGCUGCCCUCCAUGGACAUUCAUUUACAUGCUUUCUUCAUAUUAUAUAAACACAAUAGAUUGGUUGUCCCCCUUUCUCUUUCUUUUCCCCACUUUUUAAAAACACUAAGGAAUUAUUUAGACCCAGAAGAAAGCAGAUUCAUGUGAGACCUGAAUAGGAAGUUUAGAGACAUUUGCUUGAAUGUGAGCUGGUGCAUGACGCCAUAUGGCCUAGAUGCUGCUGCAUCAUAAAAUCUCCUUUGUAUGUGUUCCCACUAUUUAGUGGACAUCUCGCUAGGAUCAUCUUAAUAGUUUGGCCUUUAAAUUCUUAGCAAAAGGGACUCAAUGGUUAUACAAUAGUGUUAAUGAAUGUUUGUUAUACGGUUAUUUAAAUAACCUUACAGAACUAUAAUAUGCUGACACAAUACAUUCAGUUAUAUUCUGACAUAUAUUCUAUAGAGCAUUAUGCCAGUAACUGUUGACAGACCUGGAAUUAUACGGUAUUAAGCAGCUAAAAAGUGUGAUCUUUUUUGGCAAAUUUAGAUGCUAAGUGCUACUUACAACAAAGAGUUCAAAUUUAAAUUGAAUAUUGGAUAUCCAGAUACAGAUUUCUUUUUUCAAAUCUACUGAUGUUCUACAAAUUAAGGGCUUUGUAUCUUAUUAUAUUUUUCUCUUUCAUAUUUUAAGCAAUCUGGAUCGAAAGGAAAGGUAAGCUCAAUGGUGACAUGAGCAUGGUAAUAAAAAUGUGGUGGAAAUAAUGAAGUUGUGUCUCAUAGCUAAAUCCACACUAGCAAGCUUAAUGGUCAACAUUGAUGGAAAAACUAUUUUGCUAGAAUAACAAUUGGUGUGUUACCACUCAUUUAGCUGUAAUGAUUUUUUGUUUUGUUUAAAUUGGUGUGUUUUCUUGACUAAAUACCUGUGAUACAUGUAUGCGUACAUCUUUGUGUACUACAUAUGUCCAUCUAUGUAGCACAGGCAUUAAGGCAGCAACCUAAGCUCCACUUAACUGGAAGUAAGCACCAUUGAAUUAAAUAGGACUUUGUGAAGACUUUGUUAGGAUUGCACUGUUAGUCAAGAAAACACGUGUUCUGUGAUAUGCUAAUUUAAACAGAAAUACCAGAUCUUGCUUGCUGGUUGUGGUGGGUGGAGAAGGAGAAAUGUGUCUCUAUUGAGAUUGGACAGAGGAGGACAUUGGCCAGGGCAAACAUGCAGGAGAUUUGGAGCAAGAGAAGGUAUGGCUUCAGAAGGAAGGUAAGGGAACUUGGGACAUCUUACAUCCUUGUGAUCUAGCUCCAAGCCCGCACCCAUACUUUAGAUUAUUAUUACUGGGGCCACCAGAAUGGCAUUAUUGCUGGUAAAUGCAAAACUGACUGCCAGUAAAAAAAUUUGCCUUCCAUACGUUAUAGAAGUGGCAGCUAACCAGAGCUGUAUUAGACUUGGCUGACUGAUUCAGAGUGCUCUGUUUUGUCCUAUAUCAUCCUGGACUGCUACUCUAUCCAGCACUUGACUUGUGCAGAUCAUCAGGGUGGGUAUAGAAAGGUUGCAGUCACUUUUUAGGUAUAUAUUUUUGUCUUUUACAAUCAUUCGGUGUUAAUUUUUAAAGCCAGAAACUGCAUGGGUCCCACUACAUAAGGGACAGUGUCUUGCCAUGCCACUCUUCAUGUCAGUUAAUAUCAACAAGGGGAGUCCUUGCUCUAGAUCUCCUGAUGGGAGAUAGGCCAUUCUGUGAGACCAUGAGCUGGGCCUAUUUUGUAGUUAUUGAGGCAGUUCUCUUUCUACUAUGGGAAUUUCACAUUCACAGAUGUUUCAACCUUGAUUGGAUUUAGAAAGAAGAAGCAUUUUAGUAUGUGAGCAGAAGUGCCUUGGUUGGUGUGGUGGAGCCUUUACACUAGCAUCCUAGAGGUGGGGGUGAGAUAGUGUGUUGGUGCAAGAAACCAUUGGAGCCAUUCUGCAAGUUGUUUCUUUACAUAAUUUGUGUGUGUGUGUGUGUGUGUGUGUGUGUGUGUGUGUAUAGUUGGAUUAUAAGCAGAACUGAUUUGCAACAUUGUGUUUUCUGCUUUAGAUUUAUUUAAAGCAGUAUAUGAAACAAAUACACAAUAUUACUCUGUUACACAAAAGUACAUGUUUGAUUUGCUUUUUCACUUAUGUAGGAAAGGAGUAUAGUGGAUAAAAAUAGCAUUUUUUCUUUAUAAAUUUUCAAUGGAGAUAUUUCUGUCAGGAAAAGUGCAGUUUUGAUUUUUAUUCUGAGGAUAUUUAUCUUAUACAUUUUAUAAUAAUGACAGAACAUUACUGCAACUUCCUUAUACAUGGGAACUUCUUUCUUUUAUACAUGUGGAUAUGUGUUAAAAAUGAGAGGGCAGUUUAAAAAAAAAAGAUAAAAGGGAGAAUGAAAAGAAAAGUGAAUAAAAAAUGAGAUGAAAAUGAGUAAUAAUGUAGUGGUAUUGUUGAAAUGGAGGCUUGUAUAUGUAGUUAAAAAGGGUAUUGGUGAGGGUCCCUGCGUCAAGGCUAAGGCAGCAGUCCCUGGAAGUGGCCUCUGAUGGUUCAGGCCUCCUUUGUGGGUGCCGCCCUUACAAUUCUUAAUAAAAAUUUUCAAAAAAUUUUUUAUUUAAUAAAAAGGGGAUAACAAAUAAAAAUAAAAUAAAAAUCCUAGUCUUAGGAUUCUUGUUGUGCCCGUCUCUGGCAGCCAGCAGCACCCACAUGCCAGCAAGUGAAGGUCUGCGCCAUGCCUUGGCUUUCCUGGGUGAACCCCGGCACCGGCCUGCUCUUUUUGCACCAACUCUCUCCCGGUCUCCUCCUACCUUUCUCCCUUGGUGGUUGCUAUGGCAGCGAUGGUAAUCGGUGGGUGCUUGGCUAGGGGUUGGGGUGGGCCGCUCUGCUUUGUUUUUAGUUCAACUGGAGCCUCUGGGCCCUGGAGCUCCACUGAGUUGUUGCUGGAGCAAUCUUGGUCCCAAUGGGGUUGAGAUUGUCAGGGAAGUCCCGGGGGCUCCAUGUGGCCUCUUUGGUUUCUGUGGUGAGCACUCCGACUCUCCUUGGAUCAUGGUGGUGGCAGUGGCUGUUUUGGUGGUGCGGGGACCAGUCAGGCAGUUCAGCUGGUGCUGCUUAGGAGCUCUGCGGGGCUGUGGCGCUUGCCAUCUUGCUUCGCCAGAAGUUCUUACAUGUGAAUAUGUUUUGAUGUGGUUUGUCUGACACACUAAGCUACACCUUGACUUAGAAAGCACAAAUGUGCUUAGCUAAGCCAAUGUAUGGCGUAGCACGUGGGCCAAACCAGGACUAAUGGUCAAGCUUUAUCCUUGUUAACCACAAGCUGAGAUUUGUUCUCAGCUAAACCACACUAAGCUGCUGUCCAUUUUAUUAGAACUAAAACUGUUCUAUGUACCUCCCUGAGUUUUGUUCAGGUAGAGAGAAUCUUCAAGUCAUUGUUUUUUCCUAGUACUUGGGUUUGUUUAGGCAGGGGUUUCAUUGUGAUUGCUCAUGAAAGGUUACUAAUACUAAAGUGGUAAUUUAUGUGACUUGUUAAUGGAAUUAAAACAACUUUAUUUGAGAAUUUAUUCUAACCACCCCUUCUGGUAUUAAGCUGAAUGAAUUUAUCCUGUGGCCAGAAAUAGCAACAUGUGCACUAUGGACAUGAUGUCAUAUGUCUUGUACAUUACUUCUUUAGAUGUUGGACAGUUAUUAAAUAUCAGGAAAUUUCAAGCAGGAAUUCUGUUAAAUCACUUAAGUGGCUUGAGGUAGAAACUGCAAUAGAGCCAGCUAUAUAAACAUGUCUAUCUUUCAAAUAAAAAGAUAUGAAGUAUUAAAGGCUGUGUCAGACACACAGUCGCAAGAGAAAACAGCCACAUUUUAUGCAGUGAAUUGAAUGAAAACAUCCAGAAGCUUGAUGAAACGACAUAUAACUUUCUGCAUCCAUAAUGGAUCAGUUGCAUACUGGCCACUUCCCACAGUGGGCCUGCAACCUGUGCUCACUUUACAUACACUAUUGCAACAUACCACGUGUAGAGAGAGAAUAAAUAAAUAAAACACACACACCUGUGCACCAAGUGGGUUUUCCUUACUUCCUGGGCUCUGGGAAGGUUGCGGGAGACCCUUACCAGGCUCUGGUAAGUAAGCAUUUGGAAAAUUAACAAGUAUUUGGAAAAUUAAAAAUAUACUGCACAUAAUCGAAUUUUAGCUGGGCUUAUAUCAAGACAGUAGUAGUUGUAACAAUAUAAAAAAGUUCCUUCCGGUAGCACCGUAGAGACCUCUAAGGUGCAACUGGAAGGAACUUUUUAAUUUUGUUUCAACUACGGCAGACCAACACAGCUACCUACUUGUAACUAGUAGUAGUUGUAGUCUUUCUGCUAAACUUUUAGUUUGCAGUGCUGUAUGAUGGAUACUUUUGCAAUCAGAAAAGUAGUGUGUAUAAUAAUAAUAAUAAUAAUAAUAAUAAUAAUAAUUAAUAAUAAUUUAUUAUUUAUACCCCGCCCAUCUGGCUGGGCCUCCCCAGCCACUCUGGGCGGCUUCCAUAGAAACCAAAAAUACAGUAAAAUAUCACACGUUAAAAACUUCCCUGAACAGGGCUGCCUUAAGAUGUCUUCUGAAUGUCAGGUAGUUGUUUAUCGCUUUGACAUCUGCUGGAAGGGCGUUCCACAGGGCGGACGCCACUACCGAGAAGGCCCUCUGCCUGGUUCCCUGUAGCUUUGCUUCUCGCAAUGAGGGAACCGCCAGAAGGCCCUCGGUGCUGGACCUCAGCGUCCGGGCAGAACGAUGGGGGUGGAGACGCUCCUUCAGGUAUACUGGACCGAGGCCGUUUAGGGCUUUAAAGGUCAGCACCAACACUUUGAAUUGUGCUCGGAAACGUACUGGGCGCCAAUGUAGGUCUUUCAAUGCAGUAUAUGGUUACUGCAUAUUUUUUUAAAAUAUAUUUUGUUAAAAAUGCUGCAAAACUUAUCUUUUCUCAUUUAUCCUGACUAUUCAUUUGUUUGCAUUGGAAUUGUGUUUGAAUAUGUACAUUUAUUGCUUUAGAACAUGGCAAGCUUCAAUAUUCUAAAUUAAGAUUUCUGCAGUGUUAAAUCUUUUGUUUUUGUUCCAUUUAAAUAAGCCAUAUAUUUUCUGAAUACAGCUUCUAAUUAUUUUCCCCCAGAAAAGAAUAUCCUCCUAACAUCCAGAAGAUAGAAAAUGACUAUGAUAGUUUGUCUCGGCUUCAGGGGAUGCGUAAGUUUUUUACUUUGUUUUUACUUCCAUUAAAUGUCUGUCAAAUAGGUGUACAUUAUAUAUGGAUUAAGUGCAUUAACGAAUGUCUGAGUAGAAGCACUCUUGAUAAAAUGUGUUAGAAUGGCGCAUGUUGGCUGCUCUGUCAGUAGCUGAAAUGUGUUAGUUGAGCUAACUAACACAUGGAGUAUGUUUUGGUUUCAUCAGUAUUCAUUAAAUGUGCCUGUGAUCAGUGGUAGACGUCAUGGGAAUGAAUAAACUUAAGCUUCAUCCAGGUAACACACAGUUGAUCAAAGUGGGUAGAUUAAGUAGGCUAAAUCUGCCUGUUAUAGAUGAGAUCAAAUUAUCCUAUACUGUAUAGACCAGAGUUUGGACCUGGAUUUGUUACUGGAUUUCCAAGUGGCAGCUGUGGCCUGCAGUGCUUUUUCUUGGCUUUGUUUGGUAUGUUAGCAAUACAUGCUGCAAGAUUACACAUAGCUGGCCAUUGUCAUUUGUGCAUUGGUUAUCUACAGAUUAACCUACUGAAGGAGUUUCCAAGCUGAGUUUCAUUCCGGUGGUGUGCAGUAUAUCUGUAGAGAUGAAUUAAAAAUCAUACAGCAUCAAGCACAGUGCUUACAAUGGCUGCAACAGGCAGAAAAAACUUGUUGUUCUCUUUCACACACUUUGGGUGAGCAGUAGUUGCUUUCAAGAAGUACCACCUCAGACCUUCCAUUUAAACAUGGAGAUAGGCAGUUAGAAACUUUUUCUGCUGUUUUUGGAGUGAUAUAAAGGAGUAAAAUAGAGUUACAUUGUUCUUCAGCUGAGGACAUUGGGAAGUUGUUGUUAAUGAUUUCACUCUCCCCUUUCAGAAAGUGUGAUGGAGAACAGAGAAGAGUCUGACUCAGAGUCAGAUUCAGGAAUUACGAGGAAGGUACAACUGAAACGUCACUGCACUUUGUAUCAGUCCGGUUUGCUUCCAUCUCCUGCUACCAAAAAAUGUGCAACUCACUUAGAGGUGGGUUAUAUGGUGAAAUUUCCUUAAAUUCUGUUAAAUUCAUUCAGAUGUUGAUAUUGUUAGAAGGUUAAUUUGCAUUUUUAGGUCUUGGGCUACAGAAUAUCUUGUAGUUGUUGUACUUUGGCUUCAGGUGCCAUUGCUACCACAACAGCACUGGCACUGUGUUUUUAGCAGAAAACUGUUGUAUGUCAAAACUUAACUGGAAAGCAAAGAACUUGAUUUCCCAAUACUGUUCCCCAAAAGGUAAACUUGCUGAUUCCUGCUUUUUGGCUAGCACGCACAUACAUGUACUCUGCUGUAUGGAGAGGGGAUAGAAUAAUGGUAAACAUAAUGAAUAUUGAUUACAUUUUGAACAUCUGCCCCUCAACAAUUCUAACAUUUCUUCCAAAUUAUUGAAGAUGUUGGGUAGACAGUGAUGCUUAGAGGCCUGGUAGGUGAAUGGCAAGAAGCUCUGGGGCUGACGGGGGCAAAAGGAUAUGAGGACUUGGAAACUGUGUGAGUAAAGCGCAGAGGUAAAGUAGAAUGUGGGUUGAACAACACUGACUUGAGGGAAGACUAGAAGUGGAGGCACAGGCCCAAAUAAAAUGAUGUGACCUAAUAAUUUGAAUUAUGCAGCCAGGUUCUUGUGGCAGGUUCUCAACCUGAAAUUUCACAAAGAGAUUGCUUAGAUUUCCAUCUCAUCGCUUCAAAUCUGCCUAAGCCUUAUAGGAUGUCUAAUGUGUUUAUUUUGAAAAUGUGAUCAAAAUAAAUACAGCUACUUAUUCUCUCCCCCCACCUUCUUUUUAAUCUCUAGGGCUUGGAACAGAAUACUUACUCCACCGUUUGCCUAUGCGUAGGAAAACCAAAUGAAAGUCAGAUCAAAUGCCAAAUGUGUGGAAAUUUUUGUAAUGGGGGCUUGCAAAGGCAGACCAUGCAAAGUGUUCAAUUAAAUGAUUCUUUGGGACCUUUAGCACGAGAACCAAUACAUGAGAAUUCAACAGGGCAAAAAUCUUUAAACACAGGACUAAAUACAAAGAAGUUUUAUGGAUCUUCUCCUGGGGCAGUUUCAGCUGAUUUCACAGCGAGGCGUAACAUCGGCUCUACUAUGUUGCGGUUGAAUGGAAAAGUCAGUUCUAAAAUUACAGGAAACUUAAGGCAGAAGAAUACAACUGCAUCUGAUCUAAAUGAUCCAAGUAAGUUUUAAAUCAUAGAACAAAUAAUGCUGGUUAUAUGUGUGUGUUAUUAAGUUUUUGAAAAAAAAAGUAUACAUAAAAAACAGCGAUUUCAAACAUUAAAAUACAGAGUUCUUUUGAACCCUUAGACUUCCUAAUAAUGUUGGUUAUACAUUAAUUUGUAAAAAGUCCCUCUCUUGGUAGGGAGAUUUCUGAGGAGGAAACAAAAUGCAGAUGUUGCUUAUUGGUUUUGGUGCCAGCAAAGUAGUUCUGGACUUGCCACUGCUUUGAUGGAGAUAUGAGGAAUGCUGCGUUGUGUUCCAUGGAAGAAAAGUGGGGUAUAAAUGUAAUUAAUACUGAGUAGAGAAGGUAGGGAGGAUUUGUUGUUGUUGUUUAGUUGUGUCUGACUCUUUGUGACCCCAUGGACCAGAACACGGCAGGCACUCCUGUCUUCCACUGCCUCCCACAGUUUGGUCAAACUCAUGCUGGUAGCUUCGAGAACACUGUCCAACCAUCUCAUCCUCUGUCGUCCCCUUCUCCUUGUGCCCUCCAUCUUUCCCAACAUCAGGGUCUUUUCCAGUGAGUCUUCUCUUCUCAUGAGGUGGCCAAAGUAUUGGAGCCUCAGCUUCAGGAUCUGUCCUUCCAGUGAGCACUCAGGGCUGAUUUCCUUCAGAAUGGAGAGGUUUGAUCUUCUUGCAGUCCAUGGGACUCUCAAGAGUCUCCUCCAGCACCAUAAUUCAAAAGGGAGGAUUAUCACCCUGUAAAACUAGGUUUCUUUAGCUCUGUCUUAAACCGUUCGUUACCUGAAAGGGCUGUGGGGUAAAAUAAUGGUGUUAGUAGCCUAGAUCUUAAAAGGUCACCACCUCCAGUUACUAAUAUUUUGAACUUGAGACAAAUGCUUUUCCUUUCAGUUGUCCUAUCCAGUGAUGAUGAAGAGGAGGAGGAGAGUGGCAGCACUAACAGAAUUGAGAGCAUAUCGCCACGUCCAGCAGAUUCAGCCUGCUCUUCUCCUGCCCCUUCCACAGGAAAGGUGGAGGCAGCCUUGAAGGAAAACACUUGUGAACUAGAACAAAGGUUAACUAGUAUUACAGCAGACACAGAACCUGCAGUCAUAUUACCAAGAAAAUCAAGAAUGAAAGACCAGGUAGUCCAUCCAUAUGUAGUUUGAAAUGAUUGUGUAAGCGCAUAUACAAUAUUGAUAGAUAAAUGUGAACAUAUGAUAGUUAAUACAUGCAAAUAUUCUGCAGUAUUCUUAUGGGGAAAUAAUCUACUCUUGAGCGAAACAAAACAUGACGUUAUAGUUUUCAUCUCUCUUUCUCUCUCUAUUGGAUUGUGUUAACAUCUUCAAAUGCUAUUUAACAAAUCUGGACCACAAUCUGGAAAUGUGUGUGGCUAAUAGUAUAAAUCCAGCAAGGCAUUUGAAAACAUCGGAUCCCACAGACUGUGUGACAAGCUGCUUUUGAAACUUGGAAGGUUUAGAAGCAGGUUGAAUAGAGAAAGUUGCAUUCAAAAAGCAGGGGGGGUGGGGAAGCACACUGGGCACAAGCAGGUCCAUAUGCAUAAUUAAAAGUGUUCCCUGGAUUGGGACUUUAGUUUGCUUCAACUAUGUGAGAACCAGUUUCCUGUGACUGCUUUUCACGCUGUUCUGGUAGUUUACAUUGUCAGAGCCAUUUUAGAGGAGCAAGGUAACUUUAGUGUCGGAUCAGUAAGAUUGGGGGAAGAGGAUGAUUCUUUCAUGUGGUUCACUCGUCCUAUGUGUUAUUUUUAGUCCUGUAGUAUCAGUGGAGUAUGGAAAGUAGCAACAGGGAAGUGGCUUCAACAGUGCAGCUGGUAUGUGUGAACUAGCUGUCGGUAAGCAAAGUGACACCCAGCAAGGACGAUAAUUUCCUUAAAAUUAAAGUACUUUGAAAAUUGUCCCAAUUAAUAGCACUUUAAUAUAAGGAUUUCGUGGUGGGGAUUUUUGUUUUUUAGUUUGAGCAUCUCUGCAAGAAUUGGAUAAACAAAGACAAAAAUGCACCAUGAGCAGUGCUGUCAAGGGGGACAACUUUCACGGUAUGUUAAUUUAAGACUUAACAGUCGUGGCAGCAAUUCUUUAAAAAGGGCGUGUUCUAUGUAACAGUUUAUCUUCAAACCUCUGAAGUUGCUUAUAGCUCUUAAAUAUGUGGUUUCUUGAGAUUUGUGGAAAUAUUAUACAUGGAACAUGCAAAAGAUAUUCCAGAGAAGUCCGCUGAACAGAGGACCUGCAAACAAAAGCUGACAAAAAGGCAACAUUUAAACAACCCAUACAGACUGUUAGGCAAAUCUGGUAAAUUAAUAUUAGAAGUUAUGUAAUAGAAAUUAUAACAAAUCACUAAUAUACAUUAUUCUUGGCAAAAUUAGAGGGUCACAGAAACUUUACAGAAAUAAAUUUCACAUAGUGUGCUUGUCCAGGGCUUAUAAUAAUGUAAAAAGAAGAAACAGUCUGGUUUCAAUAUAUGAUAUCUCUUUUAGGGAACCUAAAUUACUGGAUUGUCUUUCUAUAAUUUUUUGUGAUCUUCCAAUUUUGUAUUUUAGUCACUUAGUUGGAUCGUACUCCACCCUCAUUCCCAGUUAACCAUUGAUUUCAGCGGGAGGACAUGAUUAAAUCUUGUGGUGAAAUCAGUGGGAUUUGUUUGGAUUGUGCCUAUGGUGUUGCUGUACAAUAAAAUAAUGCAGUCUGAUGUUACUUCAUUAUUUCGAUCUAACCUAUUUUCACGGUUGGUUUUGAAGUGUUUCCUUUUUGUUAUUUUGCACGUCCUCUGUUCUGCUACCCUACUAUUCAGUCUCCCCAACUUGAUUUGAGUAGGACUCUUAAGCUAUAACUGGUGUGAGGUGAUAGGCAGUUCAGUUUAUGCGGGUAAAUAUAGUAAGCCAAUAAACAGAAACAGUUAGACCAGAUCAAAAAAUGUGUAUAUUCUUUUGUAGUCUCUGUGUAGUCCUACAUAUGGCGUUGGUGCCUGUGCCAAGCUCAUUCAGGAAAUUCUUAAUACUAGAUGAUGGGCUUGGUAGGCUCCUUGUCUCUAACUUCCAUACACAUGUAUCAAGAGAUUGUGGCUCCAGCCUUCCAGCCAAUUCUCUUUUGACCAUCACAGCAGUAGCUUGCGUAAAAACUGCUUUUGGCUAGGAUGCCUCUUUCUCUUCUCUUUUCUUUCUUUUUCUUUCUCUGAACAAACAAACUUAAUGCCUUUUUCUUUUGUCAUUACAAUUAUUUUGCUGUCCUUGUUCAGAAUUUUAUUUUUCCAUCUGUUACUCUUCUGGUGUGUCUCCUCCGUCCCUGGAGUGUUUUUAUCUCUUGCAUACUUCCAGUAUUUAUGUUUUUAAUGUUUACAGAAGUUUGGAUUUUUUUUUUCUAAAGAAAGAAAAGCUUCAUUUGCACAUUUCCCCCCAUCAGUGCCUUUAAUGCCUGAUCAUCUUUAAAGGCACAUUUUAAAGGCAACUUUUGAAGUAAAAAUGUUUUGAUGAAUUCUGAUAAUUAUUUUUCAGUUUGGCAAUGUUGUAGCCAAUGCUCCAGUAAAACGGCGCAAAGUCCUCUCGCAAGAACAUGCUACUGACGUCGUCGUAUCUUUAAAAUAUCAGAAUAAUUAUGAAAGCGUCAUCCUAAAUUGUCGAAGCAUAAGAAUAGGAACCCUGCGAAGAAUGGUGGUGGAGCCUGUAAUUGUAAGUAAAAGAAUUAAUAUUGUGCUUGGUUAGUUCCUGCUUUAUAAUAACAAAUAGCUUAAUGGGGCAUCGAGAUUGAGAGUAGAAGGUAGGAAGCAGCUGAAAAUGGAAACUUUGAAGAGUUUAAGGAAUCAGCAGAUAAAAUGGAGUGAUGAAAAAUGAUUGAGCUACAGUAUCAAUAGCAGGUCAUGGAAGGAGCCAAAGUGUGAGAAACACAGGAAGUGUUUUUCUUCUGUCACCUUGUCUUUUAAAGGAAAUUCCGUAGUAAAGGCUGCAAAGAGCAGUUCUUGAAGGUAAGAACAAGGGAAUGACAAUAGCAGUAUUUGGGAAGUCUUUCAAAAUAUGGAGGUCAAAGGAUAUGGAGAUUUGGAUGGGAGGCAGAAGAUAGCUGGGCCAACAAGAUGAAUUUUGAAAUCCUUAAGGAACAGGUUGGAAAUGCAGUUAGUGGGCUGGGUGGCAGGAAGAUGAUGAACUAAAUGCAAUUGGAUAUAUGAAGAUGAUUAUGACAAUGGCAAGUUUUAAUUGUUAAGACAAUUACUUAUAUAAAAACAAUUCCAAUACAGAUGCCAACUGGAAUAAAAAUCUGUUAGGAAAGCUUUUUGAACGAAGAAAGUCUUUAGCAGGUGCCAAAAAGACAGCAUGCCCGUUUAUUAGAGUCUUGUGCAUGCGUGCCAUCUGUAGUUGGAUGCAGAAAAUCAGAUGGUAACCAUCACUGUUGUAGACAUGUGCUACCAUUUUAAAGAUAAUUCUAUCUAUACUUGUACUGCAGAUUCAGGGUGUGUGUACAUAUUGAUUCAGAAGUGUGCUUAGUUUGAACUGCCACAGGCUACAAAUGUUCAAACUCAAAUGUAUUAGAGGACCAUGUUCACCACUUAGUAGAGCUUCAGGAGACAUAGUUGUGUCACCAAAAAAAAUCUAGUUCUACUUAGAUUGAAAAGCAGCUAUCAUUUCCACUGCAAUGAAACGUAGUUCUGUUUACACAAAAAGGAAUAGUUCCUUCAGGUUUAGAAAGCCAUGUAUUCCUAAACUUCUAUAAAAUUAGUAUACCAACCACAGAUGCUAUUUCAUUAUAUCCUGCAUACCUCUUAAAAUGCAUUUCUUUUACAAUCAAAUGAUGCUGGGGUUUAGAAAGUGGGGCUUUUAUGUCAGGAGGUGCAAUUUCUAAUCUGGUUUGUGACUAGGGCUUUGAUUUUGAAAAAUAGGUUGGGAAGGUUGUUAAUGAGACAGUGGCCUAGAUUCAACUAACCCAGUGCACCAGUGGAAGCCAUCAUAAGGACUCCUACUCAUGCAAUGGGGCUUUUCCUCAUGCCUCCCCCAAAUCCGCUCUGGAGAGUCAAGAAAAUCCCCAGAAUUGCACACGGGGGGAGGGGGAAAGAUUGGGUUGUUCUAUCUGACAAGCAGAAAAGUUCGUGCUGACAGAACGAUCAGAAGAGUGUGAUGUUGAUUUUCUCCCUGUGUGUAUAACUUCAGUAAUUUGGACCUUCUCUUUCAGUUUUGCCUAGACUAUAUCAAGAUACGUCUGGAAGGUUUGUAUUUCCCUAUUCUAAGUUAUAAUUUGGGCAGCUAGCAGUGCUUGGUUUGGAAUUAUUAGUGUGCACAACAGCUGUACUAAGUACUGAGAAUGGUGGAAGAAUAAUCUAUGUAUUUGGAUUUGGAGUUUCUGAUUUAAUAUGCUUACCACAGAAGAUAAAUGUUUAGCACCUUUUCACUGUUUGAAAUACGGUAAGCCUAACUUACCAUGUCCUGCCCUUGCUUUGCAUAUAAUAGGCAAGAACAGGGGUAGACUUACCUGCUUUGAAUGCAAAAGAUUCCAGAAUCAAUUCCUAAUAUAUCCUGGUAGGGUUGGAAUAGUCCUGCCUGAAACUUGGGGAACCACUGCCUGUCUGGGUAGACAGUACUGAGACAGAUGGCCUGACUUGUAAACAUAGGAGGCUGCAUUAUUCCAAGAUCUUGGAUUUGAACUAAAGAAGUGUUGGUGACAUUCACCCCUUCCACUGCUUUCCUCUGUGUACCCCCAAAGUCACUCUAGAAUGAUACGGGUUGUGGUGUGAGUGGACUACAGAGAAUGGCAGAAGCGCAGAAUGUGCUCCUUCUGUGAGUGGAAGUUCUUCUUGCCCAGUUGCUGAUCCAAGCUCCUGUGUUUGCUGCUGAAUAUAUUGUUUUAGCCUUAAGAUACAACAUUAGUCAUACCCAUAGUAGACCCAUUGAAAUAAUGGAUACUGAAUAUCAUCACAUGUAAAUAGUGCAUAACUCUUUAAGGGACAGUUUCCCUUCUUGUAAAGUAAAAUUGGAUGGUGCAGGGAAUAUACCUAAUAUUGUAUGACUAUUCAGUGGUUCCUUUUCAAAAAAGAUCUUGGAAAUAAUAAUCGCUCCUUAAGUAUUAACUUCAUGAAUUUCAGUUUUAAAACUGUCAAGCCAGGCAGAGAGACACACUACGAGGCUAUAUUUGAUAGUAGGGCAAAUAUACCUAUUGCAAAUUUCAGAGAUAGAUUAACAGGUUUUAUUUUCUUGAAAUGCAAACAGUUACAUUUUUCAGAUAAUGUUAAUGUAAGUAUCUCUGACCAAAAUAUGUUUUGAACCUUUCUAGAAUCAGAAAACGAUACUAGAGAUAUUUCUUUAAGAACAUCUGACCUUACGAAGUGUGAGUGGUGUGGUGUUCGCAAGUUGCCAGUAGUUUUCCUCCAAACUAUACCUGCUGCUUGUCAGAGCCUGAGAUCCCAACUGAAGAUGAACAGGCAAAAAGAUAAUGUCUGGUAUGACUGUAAAGGUGCAAGUAAGUGAACCUUUGUAUGCUAUUGAAACUUAAGGUGUUUUAAAAUAUUUUGAAACAGAGAUGUGUUAGAGAUGAGCUGUAUUUCACUAAAAGUUAUUUUGGUUUCUCUGAAAAUGCUCUAAUUAAAUAGCACUAGAAAAAAAUAGUCAUAUUUUGCCAGCACCAGAAUUCAGUGGUACUUUUAGGUUAAUAAAUGGAGACGGUAUAUUUUUGUCUGGCAUAUUUAGAAAAUUUUGUCUAGAUCAUGUUGAGGACAGCAUAGCAUAUUUUGCAUUUCCCAACUUCCUGAAGUUUUAAGUAACACACUGGUUUGGAAUGUUUUAUUGCAAUUAUGCUGCAUUUCUGGGAGUGACCCCUCCCAAAGAAUAUUGGUGGAGGGGGGCAAAAGGGUUUGGCCCCCAGGAGUUGGCAGCCCUGGUAUGUGUUAUGUCCUUUUUAUCUGGGCAGGGGGUUAAUAUCUUUCAUCAGAUUCUUAAAGUGAUCUGUGGCCCAGAAUAGGUUAGGAACCACAGUUCUCUCUACUCUACUCAGAGAUAAUUGUGUGCAGCACAAAACUCUGUGUGUGCUGUUAUGCUCAGGCUGCCCUUUUUUGGGAUCAGUAUCUUAAUACUACUCCCCCACCCCCCACUUGGGUGAUCUUUCCUACCAUUCCAGAGAAUAGGAAAGUAGUUAAGCACUUGAGCUGUGGAGUAAAAAAGGGGGUGCCUGAACUGAGUUUGGUGUCCGUUUCUUUCCCUUUCCAUCAGUCUCUUCAGCAACUUGCACGAGUAGCAGUUGACAUAAUGUGCCCUACUCUAGCUUUUUCAUGAGCAGAACCUUUUCUUUAGAAUGAGGCAUUGAAUUUUAGUUUUGUUCCAUUUAUAUGGCGGUUUCUUAUGAAUAAUUUCUUUAAUUGGUUCAGCCAGGGACCUCUUAGCUGUGAUUGUUAUUCAGACAUUUUUAAUGUGCUGUAAGCUGUCCAGAGUGGCUGGGGAAACCCAGCCAGAUGGGCGGGGUAUAAAUAAUAAAAUUAUUAUUAUCAACUUUAACUUUUGAAAAUGUAAGCAUUAUGGUUUUAAAAGCAUGCUUUCAUUGUCUCCUAACUCUCCCCCCCCUCCAUAGAUCCUGAAGAACAAUACAUCAUUUUAAUUUUUGAGACGGGCCUUGAUCCACAUGCAAAUGCAAUAUUUGAAAAAAUAAUCAUUGAUAUUGGUGUUAGGAACAACAUUUCUGAUUUUUUUGUGAAGAUUACAUUUGAAGAAGCAAAUAGUAGGCUUGUGGCCUUUACAAAAUCCUUUGAAGACACUUCUAGAGGAAGCACGGCUCAUAAAGAAGGCAAAGCAAAACAUGUACUACUCCUUUUCUUCAAAAUUGAAUUAAAAUGUUAAAUAAGUUGUGAAGUCAUUUGUUUAGAAAUGCCCUUUGCAAUGUUCUAGAUAAAUUUUAUCAAAGAGAGGGCCAAAGUAUAUAUUUUUGGAUAGGAAAACUGAAAAAAUGAAAUGUUAUCAAGUCAAAAUAUAUGCUUUCCAUGUAAUAUAUUUUGUCAAUGUGAUAUUUCAGCUAUUUUAUGUCUGUUUACUAAACAGAAUAUUUAGUCAGGUUCUGAUCUUAACUUAAUAUCCUGGUUAAUAAAUCAAUAUUAAAAUUGAAUUACCUGUUUCAUACAUAAUGGGGAAUCUGGUUGAAACAGUCCAGGAAAUCUGCACUGGAGCUGACAUAGAGCAGGAAAGGGGAAGGGGUAACAGAGGAGGGUGCAGGCCUGGUGCUCAUUGUACCAUAAACCAUGGUUUUAAGAUGCUGGGAACAUUACGUCUCUAUGUGCCCACUGUGUUCAUAUUCAUAUUCUAUUUGGUUUCAACAGGUAGUUUUAUAAAAAGAGGGACAUGCUGUGCUAUUUGGGAAUUGGAAAGGAUUUUAAUAUUUUAUGACUUUGGUAUUGCAUUGUAAAUAAGUAUUCUUUUUUCCCCAAAGGUCUCUGAAUCCAAAAUGCAGCUGCGAAAUGCAACACAAUUCCAGUUUUUUGAUGAUGAUGAAAGUGUUGAACCACAUACAGUCUUUAUAGGUCCUAUAGAAAAGUAAGAGGUCUUUCUGAGUGUUGUAAUUAUUUCCUAAAUAAUUCAGUUCAGUAUUUAUUUAACUUUUUAUUAUUAUUUGCAGGUUGAUUGUUUAUCCCCCACCUCCUGCAAAGGGUGGUAUUUCUGUGACCAAUGAAGAUCUUCAUUGCUUAAAUGAAGGAGAAUUUUUAAACGACGUAAUCAUUGAUUUCUAUUUGAAGUAAGUUGUUUGAGUGUAUUGAAACCUUUUGUGGUGUCUGUCUAACUUAGGCAAGUUGAUGGACAAACCUUAAAUUCUAAAUAAAGUAUAUCUGCCGAAACUAUAAAGUUCUUACAUUUGUCUACUUUUGUCUGCGUAGAAUGGCCAGCAUGUGGCAGUCUUUUCAAGAAUAACAGGUCUUUAGAGGCAAGAAUGAAAGCAUUGUUUUAUUUUGUUCUUGUUUCUCUUUUUCAAAAUAAAGAUAUCUGGUGCUUGAACAAUUGAAAAAAGAAGAUGCUGAUAGAAUUCAUGUAUUCAGUUCCUUCUUUUACAAACGCCUUAAUCAAAGGGAGAGAAGAAAUCUCCAAGAAACCUCAAAACUUACGUAAGUUUGGUUAAAAUAUGUAUUAUAAAAUUCCAGUUUCAGCAUGUCUCAUCCAUCCCCUGUGGGGACAAUGGCAUUUUUAAAGAUGAACUUCAGACUCAAGGCCCUCCCCUUCCAAUAUGGUUAUAAGGAGAUUGAAAAUAAAAAUUUCCCAUAUGCCUCUGGCUGCACCAGAGAAGGAGAGGAAGGGAGCACACAAGCCAGAGGGUCAUGUACAUCUGACCCAGAUUAAUAUGCGACAAAUUCAUUUAUCAUAAAUUGAGUAGAAGAACAGAAUGGUACUUUUUAUAAGUAAAAGCUGUAUGAUUUACCACUUGGCAAUUCAUUUUGACUUUUUAAAAAUAUUAUUUCCGCCCAAACAACUGAAGAUGCAGGAGAAGUCCUAAACAUAUUCACAUAGCUGGUGCCACAAGAUUGUGAUAAUAGUCAAAUCCUCAUUGUUGGAGAGGAGAAUGCAUAAAUAUCACCUAAAUACCAAUCCUUGUGUUUUAUAUUGUUUUAUAUUGAUGUGUUCGCAGAAUUCAGCAGAAACGGCAUGGACGAGUGAAAACAUGGACACGACAUGUUGAUAUCUUUGAAAAAGAUUUUAUUUUUGUUCCUCUUAAUGAAGCGUAAGUAGAAUUUGUUCUGCUAUGACUGGUUGUGGGACUGUGUGUCUGUUAUCUGAGCCAUGUUCUCAACUAUCAUACCGUCCAGAAAACCCUGGAUAUCAUCUGUAUGUAACCCCAUCUUCUCUGGGGCCUGAGUUAUUAUUCUCUCAAUAUGCACACCUUUCCCCCAAAUAUUCUUUCCCCACUUCUCUUCAACUGUCAGAACCACAAACUGAGUAUUCUUCCACCUCUCUGAUGUCCUUGAAGAUUCUCUUUUGGUUCAAGUUCCCCCCAAUAGGGAAACUAGGUCUACAGAGAGAUCCUUGCAUAAAUCACUUAUCUGGGAAAAUUGGAAUAGGUAGUUGCAUUGCAAUGCGGCGUCUCUAUUUGUUUGAAGGACACAUUUGCUCCUGAGCAGUGCAGCUAGUAUGGGCAAAACCAGCUGUGUUUUUGGUACAGACUGUUUUCAUGAUGAAACACAUGCUAGGAUUGCACAGGUCAUUGGCUGUGUUUGCACGUAAUGCUAAACCAUGAUGUAGUGCUAUGAGGAUGAGCUUGAAUGAGCCCAAGCAAAACAUGAGGCACACAUGUGCACAAAUUCCCCCAUUCCCCUCCUGACCACACAGGAUGAGUACAAUGCAAUCACAUCUUUGCACAUCUGACUUGUGCAAUUUCAAAUAUAUGCAGUUGAAGGCUAGCUGGUUGAAGUCUGGCAAGGUUUUUUUUGUGCUGGGUUUUCCUGGUGCAAAAAGAGCUUUUUAAGCUCUCUGCCUUGCCUCCCAAGCAUAGCUGUCUCCUCUUCUUGGAUCAGGGAUGCACCUGUGAGAUUUCGUGGAAACUUGGAUGGCCCUGCAAGAUCUCAUAAGAGCCAAUGUACCAGUUCCAAAAGCCCUAGGUAGUUCAGUUGGGGGUUCAGUUCUGAGGGUUUGAGUAUAUGUGUUUUUUGCUUAUACACAGAACCUUUGAAAUUGAACGCAUAAGCUGUGAUUGCACUGUACUUCAGCAACAUUUGGUUUCCCUUUUACUGAGUCCUGGCUUCGCAUUGUGCUUGACCAGGGAUUCUGGUUUAAAACAGUGCAAUUUACCAGAAAUUUCCAGGAGGAGGCAAUUUUUAAGUUUCCCUUUACAGUUUAUCCAUACAAUUAUUGUUUCUUGUUCUCUAAAUGUGACCACACUAUUUACAUAUAUGAAUGUGUGAAACAGAUGACUAUGAUAAGAAUGUAAAUAAUGAACAAAUAAUUUUGGAGUUAUUUGAUCUAUACUAAAUGAGUAAUAAUAUAUAUAUGUGUGUGUGUGUGUGUGUGUGUGUGUGUGUGUGUGUGAUGAGUCAAUUCUUAGUUUUUUGUUUUUUUACAGGGCCCAUUGGUUUUUGGCUGUCAUCUGUUUCCCUGGUUUAGAAAAUGCAAUAUAUGAGACCAAUCCGUACUACCACGAAAACGUAUCUAUGCAGGUUAAAUCUUCCUCUUUGGAUCAAGAAAGAAGCACUUCUUCUCCUGUACCUAAUGAAUUGAAUACGUUACAUCACUCCUCUUCGGCAUCUUUUACAAAGAAGGUGCUGAACAAGAAACAUAUUGCAGCAUUAACUGACACAAGCAUAGAAGCCGGGGAGACUGAAUCACAGUAUUGCAAAAGAUCCCCUUCUGUGAAAAGUGGCUUAAAAAAACUAAAUCAGUUAAACAGCACCCCAGAAGGACUGAGAACUGUGGAAUCUGUGUUUCAUAAACAUGACCAUAGGAUUUCAGAGGCAAAUGGCAUGCAGAACGAAGAUAAAAUUCACAUCCAGGCUACGGGUAUGUACUUUUGGCUAUAUAUGUUUGAUAUUUGGAAUUUGAUACCUUAUUACUGCUAAUAUAACUUAUAUUUUUUUCCUUUAAAUAAUUAAACUGCUAAAAAAAAUCCCAGUGAAUGAUGGGGUGGAGGAGGGGAGUGUUGAGACUGUAGCACUGCUAAAGCUCAGUGGGAGUUCAAUAUGGAACAUAUCUUGUAAAAAAGCAUGUCAGGGAUUGCUGGUGGGAAUGCCCUCUGCUGAGCAUUGGCAAAUAGCUGCCAGCGACAGUAAACAAUACUGUGCUAGAUAAGCCAAGUAUAUGCUCACUAUAAGACCACUUUCUAGAUUCACAUUACGAAUCCCGUUUCUUUAGAAUCAGCCAGCCACUAAUAAGAUUUGUUCUACAUAUUUUCCUCCAGCUGUGCAUCAAAUGGUAACAUUUCAGUGUUGCAAAAACACCAAUGUAAGAAUUUCAGCUGAUCCACGGUAAAUGUGCAGUGGUUGGUGAAUCUUGGCUCGGAAAACUAAAAACUAACAUUUAUAUUUUCUUUAGUUAGAGCCGCAGAAAAGCUAAUAUAAAUUUAGUCAUAGAUUUCAAGUUUAGAUUUUCUUCAGAUCAUCACUGUUUUGCUCCUUCUGGAGAUUCAGAUGUGGAAUUCAAAGACCACCAUUUUCAAAAUCAGAAAUGCAAUCAGUGACGCCUCCUUAAGAUACUAAGCUUUACUGGUUUCUAAAAAUAUGCAGCAUUCGGUACUUUGUUGAAGUAAUUUGUUGCUGAGGUAAAUGUAUGAGGAAGAUGUCAUUCUAUCCACGGGGCCUCUUUUAACGGGCUCACCCUGUAUAACUAGAGCCAAGUGAUCAGCUUGUUUAGGGUUGCCAUAUUUCAAGGGUUUUUUUUUUAGGAUGACUCCAACAUUGUUGGGUAAACCUAAGCUUUUUGAGCUGUUUCCACAGCUUUUUCUAUUACGUUGCCGUACGUCCAGAUUUUCCCUGACAUUUUGCUGAUUUGGCCACAUACAACCCCCGGGACACCAUUUUUACAACAUAUUUUACAUAGUGAAAUAUGUGGUCCUGUUCACACAUUUCAAUAAACCCUGUUUUAGUGAAACAUUCACAAGCUGCAGUGAGCCUUGGGCUGAUUUGGAUAAACCAAAAGUAAAAGCUAAAACUUCUGAAAUCCUACUGGCCAUAAGGGAGGAAGGGAGAGAACAGAAUGUCCGAGCUCAAGGUUUGCUGUGUGUUUUUUCCUACUUGUGCAUAUUGCAAACCACACGAAACAAAAAUAUAUCAUUUCACAACUGGAGAAGAGUAAAACCGUCUACUUAGUUCUGAUCAAGCAAACCAUUUGAUUUGUCCGCUUAAGCAGUUCUUGUAUAGAAAGUGUGCAUCUGCCUAAUUCAUAAUAGCCAAACUGGCUCACUGCAAAUGGGUGGACUCAAUGUGAGUGGGAAGAUUGUGACUGCUUACCUACCUACCUCCUCUAGUCCUGUUGCUAGCUAAGCCACUUUUUGGCUUAGGGUGUCAUUUCGACCUGAGCUCCAAGAACAGACUUUGGCUGCAAUUCCUGCUCUGUCUGGAGCAAGACAAAUUACAAGCCCGGAUUCUGACAAUGCACUAAGGCAAACCACAAUUUAGGUCACAAUAGCAGGACCAGGGAAGGAGCAAAGUGGCUGCAAUCUCCUCUCUGGGAAUGUGGUUUGGCUUAAUGUUAUGUUGAACACACAACAGAAAAAAUUGUUUCACAAGCUGACAUCCUGCUGCUGUGUUGCUGUGUGUGCUAUAUUGCUUCCCAGUCAGUACAGUAAGCUAUGUCUCAGCACUGCUGUGAGAUGUAAUUUAGCUGAGUGUUUUUAGCUUGAUAGCUGAGCCCAAAGUCUUGAACCCACUUGCCUGUAAAUCCCGUUGAACUCAAUGGGACUUAUUAAGCAGGGAUAGGAUUGCACUGUUGGAAGUAUAGAUUUCAGUUAGACAUUUGUUCUCAUGUAUGAUGCUGACAAAAAAAAAAACAUUUAUUCCACUUUGUGGUUUACUGUUCCUGUCCAGAAGCUAAUGUAUAUAAUGUAUAUGUCUGUGGCAAUUCUGUUUUCAUUUUUUUACUAAUCUUUGUGGUUAAUGCAGAUGGUUUACAGAAAAUUAGACUAAACUACAGUGAAGAUUCAACUGACAGCACUAAACUAAAUGAAGAUGAACUAAUAGAUUUUUCAGAAGAUCAAGAUAACCAGGUAAAAAGUCUAAGCAGCAUUACUUGGAUAUAACUAGUAUUCUUUAUUUCUAGGGGUGAAGGUGUUUAAAAGAAUUCAGUAGAACAGGUAUUAAAAUGGAGCAAAUAACCUGUUAAUCACCUUUUCAGUACUUUUUUUUUAAGCAGGUGUUCAGCAUUUUUGUAGUUGAGGUGUUCUUAGUGUAGUGUAUAUUGCAAGACUCCCUCAACAACCUAUCAGUCAUUUAUUUGAGGCUAGUAAACUAACGUACGAUGGCAAUGUGACACUUAACUGUGUUUUCAAGUGGCUGUGCUUUUGCAAAGACAAAUGGAAGAUUAAUUUUAACUAGUGAUACGUGUGUGUGUACAUGCAUGUAUUCUAUAUAUUAAAGAUAUAUAUAAAGAUUAAGGCUUCUUACUUAGUGCUGUUAGCACUACAGUGGUACCUCAGGUUACAUAUGCUUCAGGUUACAGACUCCGCUAACUCAGAAAUAGUGCUUCAGGUUAAGAACUUUGCUUCAGGAUGAGUACAGAAAUUGUGCUCUGUCGGCGCGGCAGCAGCAGGAGGCCCCAUCAACUAAAGUGGUGCUUCAGGUUAAGAACAGUUUCAGGUUAAGAACGGACCUCCGGAAUGAAUUAAGUAGUUAACCCGAGGUACCACUGUAUUUCUAUUUCAAUAAAAUACAGCCUAGCAUUUCUCCAGUACUUCUCUGGAGCACUUUCUUGGUUAUGUUCCCAACUCCAGCCACUAGAAGGCGAGCUUUAUCCAUCAUUGUAAUCAUCAAAAAUUGAGCAGAAGGUGCUUCUUUGUUAAACAGAAUUUCGGACUGUGUUAAAGUUUCACUUUAAUGUGGAACUUGUUCCACAUUACGUGCACCAAGGGAAUGUUGCUUUUCCCUUUUUUCCCUUCUAUUAUUCAAGGAUAUCAGUCCAGUUAUAUAUUAAAUAGCAGUCUUUAUUUGAAGAGUUACUAGUGUGGUUUGCAAUUUCAAAGACUAUACAGACUAAUACUUACAGGCUGUCCUGUUCCUUCAUCCAAUGAGUUGUUUUUCCUUUCAUCAGCUGUAUAUGUGAGGCAUAGUGAGACUGGAUGCAGGUCAGUAAUUUCUACCUAGAGGGACUUCAGAAUCUUUUUGAAAAGUAUUUUCACAGCUGUUCAGGAAAUAAAAAUAGCUAAGAAAGAAGUUCUAUCCUCAUAGUCCUAGUGGUACACUUGAAAUACUCUCAUCCUGUGAUACUUAGAUUCUGAAUAGGAAGAUGGCUUGGAUUUAUAGUCCUCCACCUAGAAAUUUCUAAACAUAACCCUUUAUCUAGUUUUUAUAUUCUUAAAUAUUUUGUAAUCUUUGUCUGAGUUAUUUCUAGCCUUUCCUGUAGGUUUUCUUUUGGCUAGUUCUCCUGCCUUUAUUCAAGAGCUGGAGGCAAUCUACUGAAUGUAGUUUCUGUGUUGUGUGCAGCUUGAAUUAUAUAGUCAUAUAUAAUUCAUAUAUUUGCAGUUGUACUUGGAUUGCACCUGCCUUGGUAAACAGGUCAGUUUUUCAGAAGGGUGAAGGGUCAUUUGCUGUCCUCCAAGAAAAUAUUCACAUAGCAUAAAGGUGGAACUUCAAAACUUUGAAGUAUCACACUUACCUGCAUAAAGGCAGAAAUGUAUAUUGCUCAUUACAUUGCAUUGCAGGCUGCAGAGAUUACUGCAGAAAUGGAAACUAUAUUUUGUGUGUGAUUAUUUUUCUCCCAUCAUUAUAUGAUGUGGGGGUUUUCUGUACUGAUAGGUUCAUUUGGUUUCUAAGUUCUAAUUUCUAGAUAAUGUUUCUCCUGGAACAGAAGAAUUGCUUCCUGAUUUUAUUACAAAGAGUAGUUCAAAUACAGGUGGCGGUCUUUGUUGCAGAAAAAGUUUAAAUUCUUUUUCUCCACUUCCGCCAAACUCGGUUACUUAAAGAAGAAAAGUUCAUUGGCUCUGUCUCUCUCUGUCAUUGGUCCUGGCUUCAUCUACUGCCUUUGCCCGACCAAUCCCAAUGUGCACCAGCCCCCAAUGCCUGUAACAUAAAAGGCAUGAGUAGGGGAGGGAGCUGGCAUUUUGCCUGAGUCCUAUAACCACAUGGAUCAUGCCACCUUGCUGCAUAUGUAAAUCUAGCUUCUCCUGAGUUUCUUAAGAUAGAAUCUUACAAAUACAUAUUUUCUAUUUUAGGACAACAGCAGUGAUGAUGAUGGUCUUGCGGAUGAUCAUUGUAAUUCAGAAUUAGGACAAUGGCAUCUGAAGCCAACUAUAUGUAAACAGUAAGUUUUGAAGUGACACAUUUAUGGCUUUCCAUUAAUAAUCACAGAUGUGUCUUCUGAAUCCAGUGUUCUUUUCAUUCCCCUGUUCUGUCAUUUCCAAAUUAAAAGCUCAAAUUAAAAAAAAAUUAAUUCCUGCUCUGGUAAGGCAGGAUUUGAACAUUGUAAAUAAGCUUGUAUAAAAUCUCUGCUUUUUUAUUCUUUCAGAAUUUAGAUUACUCAACCUCUUUUUCUUCAUUUGCCAAUUCUGGGUUUACAAAAGAAUUAAUAUACAUUGUUACAUUAUUAUGGCUUAUGUUUGCUGUAAGUAUCUGCAUCACCAGUGAAGUAUUCUUAACAGUCUGCCUGCUCCACCAGAGGGAAACCUGUUAAUGUUGUAAGCUUUUAGAAUAUCGCAUUCAGAGCUACUGUGACUCUGUGCCACAGCCUGGCAUGGAUUGUCUCAAGCAGAUGGUGGCUCAAGUAUCUAUCCAGCUCGAAUCCAAAGGCUUAACGGUCGAUGUAAUACUACUUCAGAUAUCAGCUUUGCUUAGCAAAAAGGGCACAACUACUUUAAUAUCCACACAUAUUAGGCUAUGGCUCCUUAUGUUGCUAACCAGUUCCUUAAAUUUGCUUUUUCAAUAGAAAUAUAUUAUUAUUAUUAUUAUUAUUAUUAUUAUUAUUAUUAUUCACUUGAUUUUUUUCUGUUUUGCACCUUAUGUGUAAGCUGUUCUUAAUAUGUUGUUCCUCUUAAAAGUUUAAUGGGCCAAACAUAGAGUAACUGAUAUGGGUAAAUAUAACUGUACAUAAUUCUAUUCUAUGCUUGAAAAGUCCUACCAGUGGAGUGCUUGGGGAAUAUAAUUGCUAUACUAAUGCAGGAUCUGACCCUUGGAUUUGGUGCUGGAUAGCUAUCCUUAUACACACACCUGGGCUACAUUUGUUGUAUAGUUGUUAAUUACCUUCCUGCUUUAAGAAUUAGGUAGAUUAUUUAUCAUUGUGGCUCCAAAGUUGAGCUGUGACUGACUUGUUAUUUCCUCUCCAUCAUGAAGUAAUUAUGUGACCUUCAGCACUCUUUCACAACCUCAACUCCCAUCUGCCUUAUAAGAAUAUAAAGAAUUGGACAUAAACUUUUCUUUUUGCAAUAAUAGUAGGUGGUUAAAAAGGUAGGCAUAUUUAUGCAAAUCUAAAUCCACUUGCUUUGAGAUAUACAGGUUAGAGGAAAAAUGAAGUAAAGUUCUGAUCUUUUGAGUGUAGUUCUGGGUCUUGUCUAGGCAAGGGAUUAAGGAACCUGUGGUCCUUCAGAGGUUUUUGGACUCCAUCACUCAGUGGGAUGGCCAAUAUGACCAGUAGUCAGAGAAGAAUGGAGUUUUCAUUCAGCAACAUCCUGAGGGCAGCAAGCUCCCUCCCUGUUCCUGAUCUAGUCUUAUAUUGUCAUGAAAUAAUACAUGUACAUAGCUGCUCAAAUUAUUUGUGUUUAGUCCUUUGUUAAAUCUCAUUGUAAUUUACUGUACAUUCAUGUAGCAUUCACAAUGAAAUGAAAGCAAAAUGCAGCAUAGCUUUUGUUGUUGUUGCUUAGUCGUUUAGUCGUGUCCGACUCUUCCUGAACCCAUGGACCAGAGCACGCCAGGCACUCCUGUCUUCCACUGCCUCCCGCAGUUUGGUCAAACUCAUGCUGGUAGCUUCGAGAACACUGUCCAACCAUCUCGCCCUCUGUCGCCAAACUAUUGGAGCCUCAGCUUCACAAUCUGUCCUUCCAGUGAGCACUCAGGGCUGAUUUCCUUACAUAGUUUUUAGGUGGAGUGAAACAAAACCUGUGUCCUCUUCCUGGUUGCAUAGAUGUGAAGAAGAAAAAAGAGACUUCUACUGUGUACGGAUCAUGAAAGAAAUCUCCUUUCCCCCCCCACAUACCUGUGAGAGCUAUAUGAACCCUCAUCAAAUAAUAUCAUUUCCUUGUUUUAACACUGUGGCAUAUGCAAAAUUCUAAUGAGACCAAAACAAUUUGCUUUCUUGUAGGCCUUGCAUUCUGCUCAUGGAUUCAUUGCGAGGGCCUUCCCGAUCAAACGUCGUUAGAACACUACGGGAGUAAGUAGUUGACCUCUCAAGCAAAACCUUUUCAGUCAAUGCUGGAACAUCCCAUAAAAGCAUUUUUCUCAUCCUCUUGAUUUUAUAUUGCAGAUACUUGGAGGUGGAGUGGGAAGUCAGGAAAGGCACUAAAAGAAGUUUCUCCAAAGAUGUUAUGAAAGGCUCAAACCCUAAAGUGCCACAGCAGAACAACUUUAGUGAUUGUGGAGUUUAUGUGCUACAGUAUGUGGAGAGCUUUUUUGAGGUGAGAUUACUGGUAUUUUUAGUUUAAAAUUUUAGGGACAUUGAAAUUAUUGGGUUUAAUUUAGCCACCAUGCACAUUUCUGGAGCCUGUGGAUGGGAGUCACCUAAUGAACUCCAUGCAGCUGGGCUUUCUAUACAGUCAUACUGUGGUUCUUGAACAGAAUCCGUUCCAGAAGUCCGUUUCACUUCCAAAAAGGUUCGAAAACCAAGGCGUGGCUUCCAAUUGACUGCAGGAGCUUCCUGCAGUCAAUAGGAAGCUGCGUUGGACAUUCAGCUUCCAAAAAAACAUUCGCAAACCGGAACACUCACUUUUGCGGUGUUCGGGAGACAAAACGUUCAAGUCGCAAGGCGUUUAGGAUCCUAGGGAUGACUGUACUCUCUUCCCCCAUGUGCUCCCUGCUACCCCCACAGUGGGGGAGGGGUGGAGGGAUCAUUCAAUCUGGCAAGCUCGGGCAGGCGGAAUGUUCAUAAUAGCCAAAAAUAGUGGAAUUCAGUGUCACGCUAUCUUGUUUUCUUUGUGGAAUAUGGCAUUUUAUGCAGAACUAAUCACUUUCUUCAGACAUCUGAACGGAAGCUCAUGUACCCAGGGACAUUGGAAGCAGUGCUUGUAUGCACCUCUUGGCCCUGUCUCCACAUUUUUCUACCUCCAUGGCUUUUAUUUUACAAUGAUUAGAGGUAGUUAACAAGCUGCAGUACGGCAUUUGUAAAAGACCAGUUACUUCCCAAUGUUAUGUUUGCUUUGGAUUUGAUAAGGCAACUCCUGCCUAUCUUUGCCACAUUCUCAGUGGGCUACUGUGUCAGGAUGACUAGUUGGCGGCAGCACCUAUUAUAGGUUAAAUUAAGAAGAAUGAGCAAGAGUGUAGCUUGCUCCACAACAUAGAAUAAUGAUGAUGGCUGAAUCCUAGGAUUAACGCUUCUGUUGAUACUUUGUUUUGUUUUGUUCUAUAGGUUAUAUAAACAUGCACACAUUUAAUGUAAAGUAGCUUUAAAAUGCUGUGGGGACUCUAGUUCCCCAGUGUGCCUUGAACAAUUUUAUAGAUGCAAAUGGAUUAAGUACACAUUUAAAUUGUGUAGUGAGGUGUCAGUAGGAACCCUUUCCAAUGCAUGUUGUAUUGUGCUGAGUGUUGGAGCUGUAGAAUUCUUUGCAGAUGAUGAUCCAUCACGAGUACUAUAACAAUGGCAGAUAAGCAAACCUGUGCUCCAUUUGUGACAAAAAAGAAAAGAAAAGAAAAAGCAUUUCACUCCCUUUUGCCGUAUUGUGUGAGCCUGUGCAAAAGUUAUCUAGGGCAUUCUGGUAGAAGACCAUAAACUGCUUCUAACGAUAGAUAAAUCUGUAAGGUGUGAGCAAGACAACCUUCCUGCUUCUCUUAUUAAGCCAGCAUUCUAGCCUAAUUCCCCGGGUCUACAGAACAUUGUCACAGCUUUAUCCUGGCCCCAUCUGUACUAUUCACUUAAAGCAGCAUCAUGCAACAGUCACUGCUUCUUCCAAAGAAUUCUGGGAACUGCAUUUUGUUAUGGGUGCUGAGAGUUGUUAAGAGACCCAUAAUUCCGCUCAUAGAGCUACAGUUCCUGAGAAGACAGAUUGACUGUUAAGCCACAAUUGUAGAUCUAUGAGGCGUAUUGGGGUCCUCCUAACAAUUCUCAGCUGUGACAGGCUACAGUUCCCAGAGCUCCGUGGGGGAAGCUUUGACAGUUUAAAGUGUUAUGACGCUGCUUUAAAUGUAUUGUGCAGCUGGGACCUUAAGAAGGUAGCUGAAUAGAACCAAAUAUAGUAAUCAAUGUUUCAAUGUAGUCAAAACUAGUUCAGCUAGGCUAGUUUAUGCACUCUGCUCAUGAAGGCCUUGUACAUUUCAGCAAGCGGAAAUAAAUAUAGUUUUUAUUGUUUUGUUGAGAAUUUCUGUAUGGUUGUUUUCUUUAGGAGUAUGUUGUACUAUGUGUAUGCUCUUUUAAGAGGAAACUGGAGGAAGGGUAAAAAUGUAACAAAUCUGGCAUUUUCCGAUAUUCUUAAUUUUUGAAUCUGUCAUAUAAAAGUCAUACAUUAUAGGCCAUUUUGCUAUAAACCUACUUCUUUUGUCCCUACUAGACUCCUAUUCUAAGUUUUGAACUACCAAUGAAUUUAACAGACUGGUUUCCUCGCCCAAGAAUGAAAACAAAACGAGAAGAAAUACGAAACAUAAUCCUGAAUCUACAGGAACAGCAGAACAAAGAAAAGAAGGGACAGAAGGACACUAAUUUGGCAGAGAAAUCUUUUCAGGAAGGAAUAGAACAAUUUAUCAGCAGCUGUUCAGACUGAAUAUUUUCUGUUGCAUGUUAUGGCUACAUUUUAAAAAAACAACACAAUCUUGAAAUUUACCAUAUCCUCAUUGCCCAAACUAAGGACUUGGAGUACUAUCAACUGAAACUUACUGUUGAUGCUUAUAAAUGUAUGUCAUUAAUUAAACAGAUUCCCCUCAAUAUAUUAACUAGACAAAUCUGUACAUAUGUUAAUUAGUCCAACCUUUUUCAAUAUUUGUAAUUAAGUUUUUCACUACAUAGAAGACCUUUUGUUAUGUAUUUCUGUUAAUAGAACUUAAUAGAAACUUCUAGACACAAAGCAAAUAAAGAAGAUAUUUAUAGGAUGAAUUGGUUAACUCUUUCUGUGUUUAAGUAAAGUUGUCAUUGAACAUUUCCCAGUAAGACUUCUGUAAUGCACGGGGAAUACCUAUGUAGCAAGGUGAUCAAACCCAUACUUUGAUUUACAGUUGCCAUAUACAAGAUGUGUCUGCUUCAGCUAUGUACAACAAUAUAAGAAUGUGUCUAAAUGCAUUGUGUUUCCAAGGUGAGGAGUUUGCACUUUGAAUCCGAGUGCCAGGCAGUGUAAUCUUUAGUAAAGGACACUUCAGAUAAUGAAAGAAGGAACUUCACAAGUGCUUGGAAUAAUGCUGCUUUAUGACCACAAGUUUACUCAAGCAGUAUUUAAUACAGUCUGAAACAGAGCUUAAGUAAUACUGUUGAAUCCUUUUUGGGGGUGUGGCUCCCGAUCGUUGCUCAACUGUAUUUUGACAAUUCUUUCAUUAUGAAAUUGUAUUUUUUGUAAGUGUGCUUGGAAAUAGCAGCAAAUUGUCCACAUUACAUUUUCUGUGUCAGAAUUCUGAAUGUGCAUUCAUAUGUGCUUUAUCUAUCUGAUGGAACAUUUCUUAAAUGUACGAGUACUAUUUUUUUGUAUUGUCCAGAAAACCAAAAUAUUGCUAGAUGUCAUUGCUUGCUUGCUUCCUUCCCCCCUCAAUUUUAAGUAGAGUUAUCUUCCAAUACUGAGACAACUUAUUGGCAUAUUUCCAUGAUGUAAUUUGAUUUUUAAAUUACGUUUCAAGAAGUACAGCCUUAUGAUGCCAGCUUUUUUAAAAAGUCCAAAAGAAAUCAAGUCUCUUCCAUAACUCCUUAAAUAUUCACAAGGUAUUGAUAUUGAAAACUGGGGAACAGAAACUCCUUUGCAGAUACGUUUUGGUGUAACAAUGCUUUUGUCCAAAAGAGACGUUGAAUGGGAGGAAAUAUACUGUUGGAAUAUGCUGAGUUUUAGACCAUCAUGACUCCAUAUGUCCUUUUAACCUGUAUACACAGGAUUUUUUACUUUUGCAUCAGUUCUUGAUUUUUACAGCAGUGUCACCCGCUCAGUACACCUUUUUGCUUUUGUUUUUACACGCAGCUAGUUCUGAUAUUACUUUGUCCAAAGAGGAAGACCAAGGCAGUACUGUUUGGCGCUGUAGUGCAGCACACAAAAUUGCUUCUGUCUAAUUGGCUUCAAUUUAAGGAGCCCAGAUUUAGGAUUGCAGCCUUAUGUUUUCCAUACUUUCCCAAUAUUUGCCGUCAUCAGACCAGCUGUAGAGCCCUCAUGGCAUUGUCAGUGUUACACUCAAGAAAUCCAUAGUGAUAGCUUGUGACUCUGAAGAAACAGCUCUUGGGAUUAGAUAUAAAAGCGCACAAGUGGCACUAAUGAUCCUCAAAAUUGAGAAUUACUAGUCAUUUUUUAAAAAAGCUAGCUAGAGUAAAACCUAAAAAGGUUUGGCAACAAAUGUAAACUUUUGUUGGUGUGGCAAAAUAAUAAUAAUAGUACUUCUUGAACAAGUUAUAUUAGAAGAGUAGACUUAGCAAAAUGCAUACCAGCCUGGGCAAGGUUUUUUGUUGAAAUGAUUUUUUUAAAAAAACAAAAACAAAACAGGUUGUGGUAUACUUUAGUUCUGAUUACAUGGUUCUGUUUUUCAGAAUGUCCUGGAGCUUGUAUUCCUUUUCGAGAUGUGAAGAAUGCAAUGUUUCUCUUAAUAUUAUGGUAAUGGAUCAGUCAUGCAGCAACCUGAUACACAUGUUGAUAUAGGAAAUUUAUUUUUUUAAUAAAAUGGUCAAAAACAA
Podarcis lilfordi (Lilford's wall lizard) is the source of this 46219-nucleotide messenger RNA. NCBI's taxonomy places the organism in Eukaryota, Metazoa, Chordata, Lepidosauria, Squamata, Lacertidae. The record is from the annotation of a GenBank genome assembly.